AUGUCUGCAGCAGGUCAGGUGUACUUUUAAGACACUUUCAAUCCCAUGGAGGUUCUGUCUUGAAAGCACCACACGUGUGGUAACUUGAGGCCAUGUUAAGGGCUCCUGGAUGAUUAGAGAGCAAUGUCAAAAUGAAAGCUUUUCUGAAGAACCUUUCAGAAGUGUACCUACACCUUGUUUUCGAAAGAAAAGCUAUUUUUUUGUCCAUUAAAAUAACAUCAAAUUGAUCAGAAAUACAGUGUAGACAUUGUUAAUGUUGUAAAUGGCUAUUGUAGCUCGAAACGGCUGAUUUUAUUUAUGGAAUAUCUACAUAGGCGUACAGAGGCCCAUUAUCAGCAACCAUCAGUCCUGUGUUCCAAUGGCACGUUGUGUUUGCUAAUCCAAGUUUAUAAUUUUAAAAGGCUAAUUGAUAAUUAGAAAAACCCUUUUGCAAUUAUGUUAGCACAGCUGAAAACUGUUGUGCUGAUUAAAGAAGCAAUAAAACUGGCCUUCUUGAGACUAGUCAAGUAUCUGGAGCAUCAGCAAUUGUGGGAUCAAUUACAGGCUCAAAAUGGCCAGAAACAAAUAACUUUCUUCUGAAACUCGUCAGUCUAUUCUUGUUCUGAGAAAUAAAGGCUAUUCUAUGCGAGAAAUUGCCAAGAAACUGAAGAUCUCGUACAACGCUGUGUACUACUCCCUUCACAGAACAGUGCAAACUGGCUCUAACCAGAACAGAAAGAGAAAAAAAAAACAGACGCCUCACAGGUCCUCAACUGGAAGCUUAAUUAAAUAGUACCCGCAAACACCAGUCUCAACGUCAACAGUGAAGAGGCGACUCCAGGAUGCUGACCUUCUAGCCAUAUCUCAGACUGGCCAAUAAAAAGAAAAGAUUAAGAUGGGUAGUCUGAGAUAUGUUUUUUUCUUUGCAACUCUGCCUAGAAGGUCAGCAUCCCGGAGUCACCUCUUCACUGUUGACAUUGAGACUGGUGUUUUGCGGGUACUAUUUAAUGAAGCUGCCAGUUGAGGACCUGUGAAGCGCCUGUUUCUCAAACUAGACAAUCUAAUGUAUUUGUCCUCAUGCUCAGUUGUGCACUGGGGCCUCCCACUCCUCUUUCUGUUCUGGUUAGAGCCAGUUUGCACUGUUCUGUGAAGGGAGUAGUACACAGCGUUGUACGAGAUCUUCAGUUUCUUGGCAAUUUCUCGCAUAGAAUAGCCUUCAUUUCUCAGAACAAGAAUAGACUGACGAGUUUCAGAUGAAAGUUCUUUGUUUCUGGCAAUUUUGAGCCUGUAAUCGAACCCAAAAUUGCUGAUGCUCCAGAUACUCAACUAGUCUCAAGAAGGCCAGUUGCAUUGCUUCUUUAAUCAGCACAACAGUUUUCAGCUGUGCUAACAUAAUUGCAAAAGGGUUUUCUAAUGAUCAAUUAGCCUUUUAAAAUGAUAAACUUGGAUUAGCAAACACAACGUGCCAUUGGAACACAGGACUGAUGGUUGCUGAUAAUGGGCCCCUGUACGCCUAUGUAGAUAUUCCAUUAAAAAUCUGCCGUUUCCAGCUACAAUAGCCAUUUACAACAUUAACAAUGUCUACACUCUAUUUCUGAUCAAUGGUCCACCACUCAAAUGACAUCCAGCCAACUUGACACAACUGUGAGAAGCAUUGGAGUCAAUGUGGGCCAGCAUCCCUGUGGGAUGCUACAAUUAAUAAUUUCCUCCUGUCUGAUGGAGUCCAACCUGCAGAAUUAUGUUAUGAUCAUUUUCUUCAGUCUCCUUUACAUUGUUACCUGGUAAAUAUCAAUACUCUGAAAAGGGAAAUUAUGGAGGAAUUUAACAUUUAAACAGAAUGAAUGGCCAGUAGAUCAAUGGAGAGGAGUGAUCUUAUCAGAUUCCUGCAGGUACAGACUCCAAUCUGCAUUUAUUAUAUAAUGCCUUAGAAGUGAGCCUUGGCAUCUAAACGCUGAUGUAUAAUAAGCAGGAGUAAAACGUAUCACACAGACAAACAAAAUCAAUACAAUUCAAUUCAACCUCUUAGGCCAAACGCAGGACUUAGUCAUUAGUCUCUCUGUAUACAACUGGGAAGAGAACACACAACUAUCUAGUUUUGGAGGUAGCCCUUUACACUCAAACCCAUGGUAGCCCUUUACACUCAAACCCGUAGUAGCCCUUUACACUCAAACGCGUAGUAGCCCUUUACACUCAAACCCGUAGUAGCCCUUUACACUCAAACCCGUAGUAGCCCUUUACACUCAAACCCGUAGUAGCCCUUUACACUCAAACCCGUAGUAGCCCUUUACACUCAAACCCGUAGUAGCCCUUUACAAGCAAACCCAUGGUAGCCCUUUACACUCAAACCCGUAGUAGCCCUUUACACUCAAACCCGUAGUAGCCCUUUACACUCAAACCCGUAGUAGCCCUUUACACUCAAACCCGUGCUAGCCCUUUACACUCAAACCCAUGGUAGCCCUUUACACUCAAACCCAUGGUAGCCCUUUACACUCAAACCCAUGGUAGCCCUUUACACUCAAACCCAUGGUAGCCCUUUACACUCAAACCCAUGGUAGCCCUUUACACUCAAACCCGUAGUAGCCCUUUACACUCAAACCCGUAGUAGCCCUUUACACUCAAACCCAUAUACGGGUUGAAAAUGGCAGAUUUGGCCACUGAUAAGUGCCUAAAUUGGAACGCAGUGGCUGUACAUGCUAUAAAUGACGUCAGACCUCAGGCUCUGCGCUUCACAGCGCUGUAUGGUUUUUGACUGACAGCCGUUCUCAACUUGAGCACCGCAUGCGACAAUAAGUUGCCCCGUCCCUCCUGCUAAUCAGCAGCUGCAGGACGCAAAGUUUUGGAACGUUCAGAUAGAAAUAUGCUAUGUAGAACAAACAUCUGCCUCUCUGACAUGUUGAAUAAGGAAGAACGUCAGCUCUAUUCAUGGAUCUAUCUGCAACGUUCAAGAAUGUUUUUCAACUGAACGUGGCCCUGGUAAGUAGCCUAUAUGAAAACAUUUGCUGGCACAGAAAGAAAGGAAAAGGGAUAGCAAACAAUUUGACUAAAUUCCUCUGGCCACUACACUAUAUCUGACUGGGUAUUUAACUCUAUUUUGAGUUCAUGUGGACCCAGGGACUCAGACUUGAGCACUUGGACCAGGACUCGAGCACUGGGACUCGGACUUCAGCCAUAGGGACUGGUGACACGACUCUUGACUCCAGCACAGGGGACGUGGGACUCGAUGUUUAGUGACUCGACUACAUCACUGGGCGAAACAGUCAAUAGCUCUCGUUCAUAUUCAUUAGCCACCGUUCUACUUUUGGAUAUCAAUGUGACUGUGGCGUCUGUAGAACCUUGAUAACAAUGGCAAGGACAAGACCGAGUGACGGAGGUGCAACCCAUACUAGGCUACUUUGCGGCACCAUCUGGUGAUUGUGCCCCUCUCUCUCUCUGUGCUUGUGUGUCUGUUUGUUUUGUAUGUAAUGUGCAGUAUCUAUGUAGUCUGAAUUAGGAAUUUACAUGACCAGAUAAUUCUUAUAUAAUAUAAUAUUAUUUCUUAUAUAUGUUUGUCAUAUUUCUGCAGUUGGGAGGAGAAUAUGAUGUUAUGCAGAGCAAUAUGGUGGUAGGACAAGGCUAUGUAUGUUUGUGCACAUUGAAGUCAGUGAUUUAUGUUUACUAUAGGUUAAUGAGGCAAUACUCAAAUGUGAGUAAAAUGAAAGGGCAUUAAGUUGACAAAAAUGGCCCACUAUUUUCGUCAUUCUGACAAUAACUAGAUUAAAUCAUUAUUCAAAUGACAAACAUGUGACUUAAUUAUAUUUUAGUCAAAAUGACUAAGACUAGACUAAAUCUAAGUAAGAGUGUCACUUACACUGACACACACACACACACACACACACACACACACAUACAUACACACACAUCACAACUGCUGCCACCAGACUCUUAUUUACUAUUGCUAAUACUGCACAAUUUAAACACUUGCCCCCAAUCCCUCCUUCCCUGAUGCAUGUGUAAAUAUUGUACUAUAAAUUGGCCUUCCUGUAUUAUAGUUAUGCUUAAAUGUUUAUUCUAUUCUACUAAGACAUUUUCUUUAUGUUCGUAUUCUUAUCUUUUAUUAUUUCUAAUUGUUGUUGCAUUGUCGAGAAGGAACCUGCAAGUAAGCAUUUUGUUGGACGUUGUAUACCAUGUGUAUCCUGUACAUACGACUAAUAAAACUUGAAACUGAAACUUUUAAUUUGAUUCUGAAAGGCCCAAUUGGUUGGGCCUGUGGGGUAGAAUAAGAGGCUUUAUAAAGGAAUUAGAUUAUAAAGCUCCUACACUAAAGUCUGCCAGUUGCACGUUCUGUGGUGUGAAGACACUACAGGUGUGGUCAAUAGACAGGGACUCACUCCUAGCUGCAGUGAAUUCAUGCCUCUGUGAUGUUGCAGCAGGAGAAAAUGUCUGGUAGACUUCAGUCUGGAUGUACUUGACUAAACUCAGCUGUCACACUGCAGGGGCAUGAAAGACAGCUCUCUUUGCUGAGCCACUGAACUCAAACACAGACUCAUACGUUAGAUUGCUCAGGGUGACUCAGGAGUUGUGUGCUCUUUAUAGAGGAAAAACAACAACGUAAUAAUGCAGGACGAAACCAAUUUGGUUUCUAGGGUUACAAUCCUUAUGCCCUUAUGUCUAAUCAUCUUUAUUUCAUUAGCAACAGGCUUGUCAUUUAUCAUAGCAUCUGGGGUGCCUUAACACUCUCAGGAAAAUGUAUGUUCAUCUGUCGAUUUUAUUGCAUAACUAUUUUUCAAAAUGUGGAUUGUACUUUUGAAUGAUAACCUUGUUAAGUGUGCUAAUUAAACUGAAAAAAUCCCCAAGGCUCUUUCCAAGUGGAGGAAAAGUGAACGUUAACAAAGUACUUACUAAAUGUCACAAAACUCUCAGACACUUAUCAAGCCACUCAGAAAAGACUCAACUCUUUCUCGCUUUCUCUCUUACUUUCGCUCACGUUUUCUCUCACGCUUUCUCUCUCUUUCUCUCCGCAGAGCUUCCCAGCAGUCCACCAGCCCAGUUUACCUUCAGACCCCUACCUCCGCCCCCACCCCCUCCUCACGCGUGCACAUGUGCCCGCCCGGCCCCUCACACUCACGUUUCUGAGCCACUGCAGAGGAACACCCUGCCGGCUCGGAGCCAGGCGAUGGAUGUAGAUCCCACUCAGCCGGCCGACAGAGACAGAGGCCAGCUCCACAACAGCUGGGCACUCAACAGCAACAUCCCCCUGGAGACCAGGUAAGCCUUGGCACCUCCACUCUCACCUGCCUAGUAAUGGGGUCAGUUCAGUGUGGCAGACACUUUAACAGCUCUGUGGCCAUAGUUUCCCCAGUAUGAGUCAUGCAGGGCUCUUGGCCUCUUUCCCUCUGUGUUCUUAAUCACUGUGACACCACCGGUAACUUGGAUCCAAAAAAUUGCGCUAGCUUUGAGAAAAGUAGAUUGAAUGAACAUGUUGUUGGCAUUAGUGAAGUGUUGCAGAGAGGAUCCCUGUGACUUCAGUCACUGACCUCUCACACAUCUUUAAUGAUUCACACUUGAUAGAGAGAUGAAUAAUGGUGUUAAUUCAUAAUGAGGGGUUGGCGGUGUGUAACUAAAUAAUAUCAUUUUGAAGAGAUUCAGGGCUAAGGCUUUUGAGAAGUUAAGUGGUGUACAAAUCCAACAUAAAUAGAUACAUGGUUUUGAAAAUACUGAAGAUCAAGGCCUUUACAAAGCGAAUCAUCGAUUUAACAGCAAAAAGACUGUUGAGUUCACAAUUAGCAUUUAAAGAAAUGUUGUGUCAGAUGUGAAUAGUAAAAUAGCUACUGUAGUUAGUAAAAGGAAGGUUGUCUACAACUGACUGGUGUGUGAGUCAUUAAUGAAAGAGGAUUAUUCGUUUUUAAAUGGACAUCCAAAGGGAAAACCAUUUCAAACGGUCACCCUUUAUGAAUGCUCUUUUCUUUUAAUAAUGUAAUAAUUUUUGUGAAUUCCAAGAGACUGAAAUGUGACCUUUAUCCCUUUGAGCUUAUGAACUUGGAAUGAAUUAUCUUUGUCCUGCUUGAAAACCAGCCUGCCAGAUGAGAUAAUUAGUGUCUCUUUCAUAGCUUUGUUCUGUUAGAGUAUGGGAGAUGAAAGUAGUUGAAACAGAACAGACUGUGACAGGUUAGUAGCUAGACUACUUAUUGAUAGGAAAUCAAAGGAAGAAGUGAUGGCCGCCAACAGCUGUGUUGGGUCGAAGGUGAAAUUGAAAAGGGUUGCCAAACAAUGAUGUCACACUGUCUAAUUCACUGUUUUUCCACAGUUGAAAAUAGAGAAAUGCCUAAUUAAAAUACUUUAGAUUUAGUAUAAUGGAGAAUGCCAUUGUGGGUAGUCCAGACGUGGAAAAACUCCAUUAACUUAAAAUGAGCUGAGCUCUAUAUGCUUUAUGAUUAGAAAAUGGCUAAAUCAAUUACUGUAGACCAAAAGCAACCAGGUAAAUGUUCUAUCCUUAAUUUCUAUCCUUCAAUCAAAUAAUUUCCUGCUUGUUAUUAAUGAUGAGUCUUGUUUAUCUUUAGGUUUUAACAUGCAAAGAGGGACCACUAUGACAAGAAAACUAUGGAUAAGUAAAUUAAUGAUGAAGUAGAGAGCCUUUGUCAAGAUUGACAAUUAUGCUCUCUGCGUUUUGAGAUUGGUUUUUGCUCAAAGGGUUGUCCAUGAAAUGUGAAAUGUGGCAAGGGAAAGGACGAGCCGACAUGUUCAUCUUAGUGUAUGAGUCGCUGGCAUAUUUGUCUGUUUCCCCAUUGUUUGGUAAACCCACCAGUGCUUGGUGCUUCAUAAAUGUCUUUUAAAUUGAAAAUAAGCAAUCCUAUCAGAGGUAAACAACUUAUUUUUGUUGACUAAAAGAAGUUGACAUGUCGUCUUCAGAGAAAGACAUAUGAAACGUGCGUUAUCAGCAUCAGUAGGGAGAAGACUACAUCAUAGAAGAAAACAAGGGCCUACCUUAGGUAUGUUUUCUCCCCCACGCAUUGUAUUCAAAACAUCCAUAAUGACCAAUAGGUGUACAGUGCCUUCAGAAAGUAUUCAUACCCCUUGACUUAUUCCACACUUCGUUGUGUUACAGCCUGAAUUCAAAAUUGAUUACAUUGAUUUUUCUUCUCACCCAUCUACACACAAUACCCCAUAAUGACAAAGUGAAAAGUUUUUAGACAUUUUUGCAGAUUUCUUGGAAAAUGAAAUACAUUUACAUAAGUAUUCACACCCAUGAGUCAAUACAUGUUAGAAUCACCUUUGACAGCGAUUACAGCUGUGAGUCUUUCUGGGUAAGUCUCUAAGAGCUUUGCACAACUGGAUUGUACAAUAUUUGCCCAUUAUUCUUUUCAAAAUUCUUCAAGCUCUGUCAAAUUGGUUGUUGAACAUUGCUAGACAACUAUUUCCAAGUCUUGCCAUAGAUUUUCAAGCAGAUUUAAGACAAAACAGUAACUCGCCACUCAGGAGCAUUCACUGUCUUCUUGGUAAGCAACUCCAGUGUAGAUUUGGCCUUGAGUUUUAGGUUACUAUCCUGCUGAAAUGUGAAUUCAUCUCCCAGUGUCUGGUGGAAAGCAGACUGAACCAGGUUUUCCUCUAGGAUUUUGCCUGUGCUGCCAUUCCAUUUAUUUUUAUCCUGAAAUACUCCCCAGUCCUUAACAAUUACAAGCAUACCCAUAACAUGAUGCAGCCACCACUAUUCUUGCAAAUAUGGAGAGUGGUACUCAGUAAUGUGUUGUACUGGAUUUGCCCCAAACAUAGCAUUUUGUAUUCAGGACAAAAAGUACAUUUCUUUGCCAAAUUUUUUGCAGUAUUACUUUAGUGUCUUGUUGCAAACAGGAUGCAUGUUUUGGAAUAUUUGUAUUCUGUACAGGUUUCCUUCUUUUCACUCUGACAAUUAGGUUAGUAUUGUGGAGUAACUACAAUGUUCUUCAUCCAUCCUCAGUUUUUUCCUAUCACAGCCAUGAAACAUUGGAACUGUUUUAAAGUCACCAUUGGCCUCACGAUGAAAACCCGGAGCGGUGUCCUUCCUCUCCGGCAACUGAGUUAGGAAGGACACCUGUAUUUUUGUAGUGACUGGGUGUAUUGAACUCCAUCCGAAGUGUAAUUAAUAACUUCACCAUGCUCAAAGGGAUAUUCAAUGUCUGCUUUUUUACUUUUACCCAUCUACCAAUAGGUGCCCUUUGCGAGGCAUUGGAAAACCUACCUGGUCUUUGUGGUUGAAUCUGUGUUUGAAAUUCACUGCUCGACUGAGGGACCUUACAGAUAAUUUUAUGUGUGUGGUACAGAUGAGGUAGUCAUUCAAAAAUCAUGUUAAACACUAUUAUUGCACACAGAGUGAGUCCAUACAACUUAUUAUGUGACUUGUUAAGCAAACCUUUACUCCUGAACGUAUUUAGGCUUGCCAUAACAAAGGGGUUGAAUACUUAUUGACUCAAGACAUUUCAGCUUUUCAUUUUUCAUUUGUAAACAUUUUGAAAAACAUCAUUGUAGUUUGACAUUAUGGGGUAUUGUGUGUAGGCCAGUGACAAUAAAAAUCUCAAUUUAUCCAUUUUAAAUUCAGGCUGUAACACAUCAACAUUUUGAAAAAGUCAAGGGGUGUGAAUACUUUCUGAAGGCACUGUAUAUGCCUCAUCACAAUUCUAUCUCGGAGAUCUACAGACAGUUCCUUGGACUUCAUAGUCACAGGUGUACUCCAAUCAAGUUGUUGUGACAUCUCAAGGAUGAUCAAAGGAAAUUGGAUGCACCUGAGCUCAAUUUGGAGUGUCAUAGCAAAGGGGUGUGAAUACUUAUGUAAAUGAUAUAUUUCUGUAUUUCAUUUUUUAUAAGUUUGCAAACAUUUCUUAAAACAUGGUGAGAGACAAAAAUCCAUUUAAUCCAUUUUGAAUUCAGGCUGUAACACAACAAAAUGUGGAAUAAGUCAAGGGGCAUGAAUACUUUCUGAAGGCACUGUAUGUAAUAUACAACAGUGACAACAAUGACAAAUGAACACAAUUAGGUUUGCAGGUGGGGUAGUGGUACUUGAACAUCUCAAUCAAAUUUGAUGGAGUAGGUAGAUCCUCCCUAUAUGUAGAGGUCACCCACUCAGCACAGAGGAUGAGAAUGUCACCAUGCCUGAUGUGGCUGUGCUGACUUUCUGUUCACACCUAAAUUAACCUUGUUGAUUAACCUGUGGUCGAUAUUCAAACCUAAUACAAUGCCAGCAUUCAUGUAGAUCAUCAAAUUGCUAUCCAAUACUUCCUCUGGUAUUGUAUAUCUUAUCAUUGUCAAUUCUAAUUAAAUUAAAGGUUUGACGUGAUGGCCGAUCAAUAACAUCACCACACUUGAAUAUUUACCAGAGAUUAUACAUAUUUUAGUUGAUUUUAGAUUUCUGUGUUGUCAACUCUCACUGGCAGACAUUACCAAUUAAACAUAGCUGCCUUCCAAUUAAUUAGUAUACUGUAGCAUCAAGUGUUUUUCAGACCGCUAAAAUGACUAGCAAUUAGGUUCUCAGUAUCACCCACCUCCACAAACACCUUCAGAGGGAUAUUAUGAGGAGCCAACCCACUGUAUCUCCACAAAAUGGUGGUUUAACAUAAUAUAUGGUCUCAUAAAUGGGAAAUAGAGGCGACAGAAGAAAGCCAAUCAAUGGUAAAGAUCAGUGAUCAAUAGAGUGAUCCCCAGAUCAUCAUUACAGACAUCUUGUAUCUUUAUGAUCCAAUAACUUACACUCUUAGAAAAAAGGUGCUAAAUAGAACCAUACAGGGUUCUUUGGUUUGUCCCCAUAGGGGAUCCAUUUUUGGUGCUGGAUCCCUCUAUGGAGGGUUCUUUAAAAAAAACACUAUGGUUCUACCUAGAACCCUCUAUGAAGGGUUCUGCCUAUAACUAUUUUGUCAUCUAAAGGUUCUUCCUAGAACCGUCUAUGAAGGGUUCUACCGAGAACCCUUUUAUCUUUGGAGGGUUCUUCCUAGAGCCCUCUAUGAAUGGGUAUUAGCCUUUAUAUUUUAAUUAUAUAUGACAAUACAUUACAUAUAUUGCAUUCGGAAAGUAUUCAGACCCCUUAACUUUUUCCACAUUUUGUUACGUUACAGCCUUAUUCUAAAAUGCUAAUUUAUAAAAAAUAAAAAACAGAAAUACCUUAUUUACAUAAGUAUUCAGACCCUUUGCUAUGAGACUCGAAAUUGAGCUCAGGUGCAUCCUGUUUCCAUUGGUCAUCCUUGAGAUGUUUCUACAACUUGAUUGGAGUCCACCUGUGGUAAAUUCAAUUGAUUGGACAUGAUUUGGAAAGGCACACACCUGUCUAUAUAAGGUCCCACAGUUGACAGUGCAUGUCAGAGCAAAAACCAAGCCAUGAGGUCAAUGGAAUUGUCCCUAGAGCGCUGAGACAGGGUUGUGUCAAGGCACAGAUCUGGGGAACGGUACCAAAAAAUGUCUGCAGCAUUGAAGUUCCCCAAGAACUCAGUGGGUUCCAUCAUUCUUAAAUGGAAGAAGUUUGGAACCACCAAGACUCUUCCUAGAUCUGGCCGCCCGGUCAAACUGAGCAAUCGGGGGAGAAGGGCCUUGGUCAGGGAGGUGACCAAGAACCUGAUGGUCACUCUGACAGAGCUCCAGAGUUCCUCUGUGGAGAUGGGAGAACCUUCCAGAAGGACAACCAUCUCUGCAGCACUCCACCAAUCAGGCCUUUAUGGUAGAGUGGCCAGUCAGAAGCCACAUCUCAGUAAAAGGCACAUGACAGCCUGCUUGGAGUUUGCCGAAAGGCACCUAAAGGACUCUCGGACCAUGAGAAACAAGAUUAUCUGGUCUGAUGAAACCAAGAUUGAACUCUUUGGCCUGAAUGCCAAGCAUCACAUCUGGAGGAAACCUGGCACCAUCCCUACGGUGGAGCAUGGUGGUGGCAGCAUCAUGCUGUGGGGAUGUUUUUCAGCGGCAGGGACUGGGAGACUAGUCAGGAUCGAGGAAAAGAUGAACGGAGCAAAGUAUAGAGAGAUCCUUGAUGAAAACCUGCUCCAGAGUGCUCAGGACCUCAGACUGGGGCGAAGGUUCACCUUGCAACAGGACAACGACCCUAAGCACACAGCCAAGACAAUGCAGGAGUGGCUUCGGCACAAGUUUCUGAAUGUCCUUGAGUGGUCCAGCCAGAACCCGAUCGAACAUCUCUGGAGGGACCUGAAAAUAGCUGUGCAGCGACGCUCCCCAUCCAACCUGACAGAGCUUGAGAGGAUCUGCAGAGAAGAAUGGGAGAAAAUCCCUAAAUACAGGCGUGCCAAGCUUGUAGCCUCAUACCCAAGAAGACCUGAGGCUGUAAUCGCUGAGUAAAGGGUCUGAAUACUUACAGUAUGUAAAUGUGAUAUUUCUGUUUUUUUGCUAAAACAUCUAAAAACGUGUUUUUGCUUUGUCGUUAUGGGGUAUUGUGUGUAGAUAAUCAAUUUUCGAAUAAGGCUGUAACGUAAAAAAAUGUGGAAAAAGUCAAAAGGUCUGAAUACUUUCCGAAUGCACUGUAUAUCAUAUUUGAGGGCCUGGUUAUACCCUAACACAGUGGUUAUAGGAAUCUCCUGGUUUACAGGCCACAUCAGGCCUGCAAGUCACAUUAUGCUGGCUUUCAAAGUUAUAUAUAAUUCCUAUUGGAAUCCAGACAGAGUUAGGAUAUCCAACAAGUGGAAUUGUUAAUCACCCGCAACCUACAUUCAGAAUGACUGCCAGGGUAGGGAAGGUUGAAUACUGAGACAACCUCAAUAAUUUCAACUGGAACAACCAUCUCAGUAACGGGUGCAAUAAAUCCAAUUACUAGCUGCUUGGAUUAGUUUAGAAAACAGUAUGUUAUUUAUCUUUGUGUACCAUACAAUUAAUCAACCAAUCAAUGUACAUGCAAAAACACAGAUAUUACAUUAAAACAAACCAUUCUGAAAAUCUCCCUGCAAUAGAGCAUGCUGGGAAAUAUUAUAUAUGGUUCUAUGUAGAACCCUUCUUGCCUUCCAAAGAAUCCUUCUUGCCUUCCAAAUAAUAAUCAAAGAACCCUAUCUUCCAAAAACGGUUCUUAGGAUGUUAAAGGUUCUAGGUAGAACCCGCAUUCAACCAUGGCAAGGUGACUGGGAAUAUGGCAAAAUACAAACAGUGUAGCUACUCACUCCGCAAGGCAAUUAAACUAGCAAAACAUCAGUAUAGAGACAAAGUGGAGUCGCAAUUCAACGGCUCAGACAUGAGAUGUUUGUAGCAGGGUCUACAGACAAUCACAGACUACAAAAGGAAAACCAGCCACAUCGCCGACACCGACGUCUCGCUUCCAGACAAGCUAAACACCUUCUUCGCCCGCUUUGAGGAUAACACAGUGCCACUGACGAGGCCCACUACCAAGGACUGUGGCCUCUCCUUCUCCAUGGCCGACGUGAUUAAGACAUUUAAGCAUGUUAACCCCCGCAAGGCUGCCGGCCCAGACGGCAUCCCUAGCCGCGUCCUCAGAGCAUGCACAGACCAGCUGGCUGGUGUGUUUAUGGACAUAUUCAAUCUCUCCCUUUCCCAGUCUGCUGUUCCCACAUGCUUCAAGAUUGCCACCAUUGUUCCUGGACCCAAGAAAGCAAAGGUAACUGAACUAAAUGACUAUCGCCCUGUAGCACUCACCUCUGUCAUCAUGAAGUGCUUUAAGAGACUAGUCAAGGAUCAUAUCACCUCUACCUUACCUGUCACCCUAGACCCACUUUAAUUUGCUUACCGCCCCAAUAGAUCCACAAACGAUGCAAUCGCCAUCACACUGCACACUGCCCUAUCCCAUCUGGACAAGAGGAAUACCUAUGUAAGAAUGCUGUUCAUUGACUAUAGCUCAGCAUUCAACACCAUAGUACCCUCCAAGCUCAUCAUUAAGCUCGAGGCCCUGGGUUUGAACCCCGCCCUGUGCAACUGGGUCCUGGAAUUCCUGACGGGCCGCCCCCAGGUGGUGAAGGUAGGAAACAACAUCUCCACUUCGCUGAUCCUCAACACUGGGGCCCCACAAGGGUGCGUGGUCAGCCCCCUCCUGUACCCUCUGUUCACCCAUGACUGCGUGGCCAAGCACGCCUCCAACUCAAUCAUCAAGUUUGCAGACUACACAACAGUAGUAGGCUUGAUUACCAACAAUGACGAGACCGCCUACAGGGAGGAGGUGAGGGCUCUGGGAGUGUGGUGCCAUGAAAAUAACCUCUCACUCAACAUCAACAAAACAAAGGAGAUGAUCGUGGACUUCAGGAAACAGCAGAGGGUGCACCCCCCUAUCCACAUCGACGGGACCGCAGUGGAGAAGGUGGAAAGCUUAGAGUUCCUUGGCGUACACAUCACCGACAAACUGAAACGGUCCACCCACACAGACAGUGUGGUGAAGAAGGCGCAACAGAGCCUCUUCAACUUCAGGAGGCUAAAGAAAUUCGGAUUAGCACUUAAAACCCUCACAAACAUUUACAGAUGCACAAUUGAGAGCAUCCUGUCGGGCUGUAUCACCGCCUGGUACGGCAACUGCACCGCCCGCAACCGCAGGGCUCUCCAGAGGGUGGUGCGGUCUGCCGAACGCAUUACCAGGGGCAAACUACCCGCCCUCCAAGACACAUACAGCACUCGAUGUCACAGGAAUGCCAAAAAGAUCAUCAAGGACAUCAACCACCCGAGCCACCGCCUGUUCACCCCGCUAUCAUCCAGAAGGCGAGGUCAGUACAGGUGCAUCAAAGCUGGGACCGAGAGAAUGAAAACAGCUUCUAUCUCAAGGCCAUCAGACUGUUAAAUAGCCAUCACUAGCACAUUAGAGGCUGCUGCUGCCUAUUGAAAUCACUGGCCUUUAAGAAAUGGAACACUAGUCACUUUAAUAAUGUUUACAUAUCUUGCACUACUCAUCUCAUAUGUAUAUACUGCAUUCUAUUCUAUAAUAUUCUACUGUAUUUUAGUCCAUGCCGCUCUGUCAUUGCUUGUCCAUAUAUGUAUAUAUACUUCAAUCCCAUUCCUUACUAGUUUUGUGUGUAUUGGGUAUAUGUUGUGAAAUUGUUAGAUAUUACUUGUUAAAUAUUACUGCACUGUCGGAGCUAGAAGCACAAGCAUUUCGCUACACCCGCUAUAAUAUAUCUGCUAAACAUGUGUAUGUGACAAAUACAAUUUGAUUUGAUUUUAUCAGAUCAAUAGGGUAGAACCCUAUUGCUCCGCAAAGAACACUUUUGGAACCCUUUUUUGUUUAGGGUAGAAUUCCUCCUCCUGAACGCCUUCCUCAAACCAUCACGAAGUAUGAGAUAAAAAGCAGUUAUUUUAUUUUGCCUUAAUGAUAUCAGCCAAGUCGAUACACUGUUGAGAAUUCAGACACUGAUGAUAUGGCACUGACCCAACAUCAAUGCAAUUACAUAUUUCUGUCACAUCAGCAUAAUGACCAUAUUCAAGACCAAAAGCAUAUUCUUCCUAAUUUCCUUAAAUUACACACAGACAGGAAUUGAUUGGUCCUCUAUUGACCAUUUUUUUGCCCUUAAUAAUGCAUUUUUCAAGUGUCAGCAGCAGCACUACAACAUAAUGUUGCCUCAAUAUCCCAGACAGUGUUGAGCUCAGCGCUGGAUGUCCACGGUCCAUAACUGAACAAUACAAUUCAGAAGUUUUCAUGAAUGUUGCUGCAGACCGUGAGGAGGAUUACCCAAUACCACAGGAUGCUGCGUUUAUAGUGGCUUGGACAACAAAAACAAACAUGCCUCAGAUAACUGUAUCCCUUUGUGAACCAUACUUAAACUUAAUUACGCUGUCUGUGAAAAUUGGCCCAGCAAUUAAGCCCUGUGAUAUAAUCUUCUCUAAAACUGACCUUUGUACUCUCACAUAUUUAAUUGAACACAUUAAAGAUAGCGGCUAAUGGUAUUAAAACCUUUUCUAAUUAGGGACCUGAGCAAUGAGGGUUAUUUUUUCCCCUUCCUUGUGUUCUUCUGUUCCGCCGGUCGGUCUAUUCCCUCCCUGCACACUGCCGCCUACAGCUUGUUAGAUAAAGGCAGUGGUUGCAAGGUCAAGUUCACAGUGAGGAGGAAUUGGCCACCAUUCUGCAUUAGCAUAAAUCCAUGUGAGCACAGCAUUCAGCGUCACUGUCAGGUGUGAGAAUGUAAUAAUAAAUGUUGGUCUUAGACACUCUCUCUCUCUCUCUCUCUCUCUCUGGAGUGAACUUCCAAUGCAUGUCUGGUGCAAACAUAUUAAGGCAGUUUGCCUGUUGGGAGCAUUCAUUAAUUAGAUGUAGGAUUUAUAUCAUUUGGUCAUGGAGGGAAAUGGGAUUGCAUUCUGAGAUUGAUUUUAAUUAUGUGCAUUUGUAGCAGUUUACCAAUAACUUAGACCGAACUACACAAGUAACUAACAGAAGUAUAUUAUGUUCUGUAUCCUAUUUAAGUACUACACAGAUUAGAAAUGUCUUAAUCUGUGCAUAUUUAUUCAUGUCAUAUCUACACUGUUUGUAUUUGUGCGCAAAUUAAAAGGUGUAAAUGUUCAAACAUAACUGUGUAAUUGUGUUACAAUGAAAUGGUCAUGUAUGGUAAUGUAUGUGUAUAUUCUCAUCAAUGUCAACCUCUUGUGUUGUUGUGUUGCAGGCAUUUCCUGUUCAAACAUGGCUCAGGCUCCUCUGCCCUGUUCAGCGCUGCCAGUCAGAACUACCCUCUGACAUCUAACACAGUGUACUCCCCACCCCCACGGCCCCUACCCAGGAGCACCUUCUCCAGACCCAUGUUCACUUUCAACAAGCCCUACAAGUGCUGCAACUGGAAAUGCACCGCAUUAAGUGCCACCGCUAUCACCAUAACCCUCGCCCUCCUGCUUGCAUAUGUCAUUGGUAAGUCGGGUAUUUCUCCCUAUCUAUAUUAUCUAUCUCUAUAUUUUACUGAACAAUUCAGUACAGUACAAUAUCAGACAGCAUAACGUUUCCACUUGUCUGUAAGAUAAAUGAAGCAAACAUUCCUUAAGUUCUAUCAGAGGCUAAUCAUUUUUCAAGGUUUUGAAACCCAUUAAACAUACCAUAAUUCAUUGGACAGUGACAUUUUUUUGUUUGUUAUUUUGUUUCUGUACUCUAGCACUUUGAGUUUGAAAGGAUACAAUGACAAUGAGGGUGAAGUGCAGACUGUCAGCUUUAAUUUGAGGGUAUUUUCAUACAUAUCGGAUGAACCGUUUAGAAAUUAUAGAAGCUUUUGUACAUGGUCCCCCCCAUUUUCGGGCAUCAAAAAACAUUGGACAGUUUAACAUAAUGUAGAAUAAAGUAAUCAUUGUUAAUAUUUGGUCGCAUAUCCUUUGCAUGCAAUGACUGCUUGACGUCUGCGAUGUAUCGACAUCACCAGACGCUGGGUAUCUUCCCUGGUGAUACUCUGCCAGGCCUGUACUGCAGCCAUCUUCAGUUCCUGCUUGUUUCGGAGAUAAUUGCCUUCAGUCUCCUCUUCAGCAUGUAAAAUGCAUGUUCAAUUGGAUUCAGAUCCGGUGAUUGACUCGGCCAGUCAAGGAUUUUCCACUUUUUGGCCAUCAAAAACCCCUUCGUUGCUCUAGCAGUGUGUUUAGGGUCAUUGUCUUGUUGCAUGAUGAAGUGCCGUUCAAUGAGUUUGGAGGCAUUUGGUUUUAUCUGAUUAGAUAAAAUAUUUCUGUAGACUUCAGAAUUCAUUGUUCUACUUCUGUCUGCAGUCACAUCAUCGAUGAAGACAAGUGAGCCUGUUCCACUGGCAGCCAUACAGGCCCAAGCCAUAACACCCCCUCCACCAUGUUUCACGGAUGAGGUGGUAUGCUUUGGAUCAUGGGCAUUUAUUUUUUUUCUCCACACUUUCCUCUUUCCAUCACUCUGGUACAUGUUAAUCUUUGUCUCAUCUGUCCACAAUACUUUUUUCCAGAACUCUUGGGGCUCUUUUAGGUGCUUUUUAGCAAACUGUAAUCUCGCCUUUCUGUUCUUCAGGCUUAUCAGUGGUUUGCAUCUUGUAGUGUUCCCUCUGUAGUCCUGCUGGUGUAGUCUUCUACGUAUGGUAGACUUUGACACAUCUACACCUGCAUCCAGGAGAGUGUUUUUGAUCUGUUGGGCUGUUGUCAGGGGGUUUUCUUCACCAUAGAGAGUAUUCCACUACAGGGGUCUUCCUCGGCUACCGGGUCUUUUGACAUAAUUGAGUUGUUUUUUUGUUGUUAAUGAUGAACCAAACUGUUGACUUGGGCAUGGCCAGGGUUUUUGCAAUGUUCCUGAUUGAUUGAUUUUCAUUUCUGAGCCUUAUGACGGCCAGCUUCAUUUUCAUCGACACUGCUGUCUUCCUCAUGUUGUCACACCCCAACAACAACCUCCAAAGGCAAUAGCAAAGUCUAGAAUCAAUACUAUUCAUCAACAGCUCUCCUGCAUUCACUAACGACACAAAUGAAUACACCUGCCUAACGACACACAUCUGUGAAGCCAAUUUAACAAAUACUUGUAAUACCUUAAAAUGGGGGGACCAUGUACAAAAGGUGCUGUCAUUUCUAAACGGUUCAUCCGAUAUGUAUGAAAAUACCCUCAAAUUAAAACUGACAGUCUGCACUUCACCCUCACCCUCAUUGUCAUUGUAUCCUUUCAAACUCAAAGUGCUAGAGUACAGAACCAAAAAAACAAAAGAAUGGUCAAUGUCCAAUGAAUUAUGGUGCUCACUGUAUAAUGGUAGUUGGAUUUGUAUAAUGAUGUUGUUUUUGUACUGUAGCUGUCAAAAUGGUUGUGUUCAGAGGUGUCAUGCCCAUAGGGGGCACUGGGGCACGUGCCCCCUCAGAUUUGUCCUGUUUAAAAAUAUAUAGAUUUUUUGUUUGUUUAAUUUGUUGUUGUUGUUUCUUUGUAAUACUACUAGCCACCUAGCAAUUUUAUGAAGUUGGCUUAAGCUAUACCAGAUAGGUUCCCAACCUCCCAACCUCAUAACUAGCUACCAAGAAGCCAUUUCAGGCUAUCAAUCAAGUUAGAGUAGCUAGCUUGUCUAACUAUCUUAGCUGGAAUGCUGGCUGGCAAGGUUGGUAGACUUUAGAAAAGCAAGCAAUUACUAAAUGUAAUAAAUAAGACUCACAUUCCUUUCAAUAUUUUACCCAGAUUUUAGCAGAGAUGCAGAGAAACAUAUUUAGUUUCUUUUAAAAAAAUAACCACCCGUCAAGAGGAUACAGACGUAAAAUCAAAUCAAAUGUUAUUUGUCACAUGCGCCAAAUACAACAAGUGUAGACUUUACUGUGAAAUGCUUACUUACGAGCCCUUUCCCAAGAAUGCAGAGUUAAAAAGUAAGAAAAUUAGCACACAAAAAAAUGAAAAAGUAACACAAUAUAAUCACAAUAACGAGGCUAUAUACAAGGAGUACCGGUACUGAGUCAUUUUGCUGGGAGUACGAGGUAGUUGAGGUGAUUGAGGUAAUAUGUACAGGUAGGGGUAAAAGUGACUAGGCAAUCAGCAUAGAUAAUAAACAGAGAAGCAGCAGCAUGUGUGAAGCGUGUGAAAGUGUGUCUAUAUGUGAGGUAUGCUUAGAUAUGCAGAAAAAUAUACAUAUUUUUUACAUAGAAUUAAGCAUAAUGAUUAUGGCUUUAGAUUGCAGGGAAAAGCUGUUUCAGGUGUUUUAAAAACAUUCUGAAAUCUACCAACUUCCGGACGGGGGGACUAUCCCUCCUCCGGACCACCCCCAGCCAUCCUCAUGUACUUUGUGCACCCUCAGAUUUUUGGGGUGCAUGAUGUCCCUGGUUGUGUUCUUGUCCUUGUCCCAUUGAAACUGUAAGAAGCAGUAUUUGGACUAAGAGACAAGCAGAAAAGGACAGAUAGACUGUUACGUAACAAUACAUUAUGUAGCUAUUGGUCUUGUUUAGCCUUUAUUCCAGAGUAUGACAAAUACCAUGUACCAAGUAGGUACAUCAGUAGUGAUAGUUACAUAAUACUUCCCACUGUUUCCAAGAAAAUACAAAACAGUGCAGUGCCAAAGUGACACUGUAAGUAAUAUAUGCCAUUUAGCAGAUGCUUUUAUACAAAGCAAUUUAACUAAUGCGUGCAUACAUUGUACUAAUGGGUGGCCCCGGAAAUCGAACCCAAAACCCUGGCGGUGCAAGCGCCAUGCUCUACCAACUGAGCCAUACAGCACCAAGUAGGCCUACUCCAUAACUGCAUGGACUUACUAGUGUACAGGACAGUGUAGUUACAUAUAUUAUUACACUGGUAGUUACUCUAUAUGGCCUGUGUCAAGUGUAGCUGAAUAUUGGUAUUUGAUCAAGAGAAAGUGUUACUUUGUUACAACCUUGUUUCUGUCAAUAUGUCCAUUGUAGAUCCAGAUAUCAAUCAGGUCAAAUUUGCCUACUAUGUUCACUGAGAUUAUCAAUAAACCAUACCAUUGAAGAUACUCUAGAUUUUGAAUAAACCUUUGAUUUGGAGCCUCUCAUUCAUUUCUCAUUAGAUGAUCCUUACCUAGUGAUCAGAGAGCAACAAAAGAUUGGUCGUUCAAGGUCUGUAGCUAUGAAUAUAACAUCGAAGGCCUUGUCUUUAAGUCUGGCGUGAUAUUAAUAUGAGAGCAUUGUAACCUUCGUGUGCCAUAUCUAUGGAUGGCUCUGACCCAUAGAUGUCUGUGUGUUCUUCCUAAUUGAGAUGAUGACAUUAAGCUUCCAACGGUAGAUCAAUAAAGAUAUUAGGAAAUGCAACACAGAGCAAGAUUGAAGACUCUAGACCUCCAAUUUCGAUCCUCAGACUUGUAAUUUACUAAAUUGCAUGACCAUGCAUUAACAGCCCUUUAAUAAGGCCGUUUCAAAGGCAGCCAUCAGCCUAUAGCGUGCAUGCGAGGGAUCGGGAUUGUAAAUCCCCCGCUGUCUAACAAAUGUUGACUGCAUCUUAUCAGCUCUGCCUUAUUAUUCAUUCUUCUACUUUAAAUUCUACAUUACCAAUUUUGAUUUGACAAAAUACAAAUCCAUAUGGCUACAGUAGUAGGCUACAUAAAUAAAAUGCUGAGUAAUUUCCGGAGUUUGAAAUAGUGGCAAACAGCUUUGAAAUGAGCCGCUAUAUGUUAAUUCCAUCUAGUUAUUAGGCAAUCAGUCCAAAUCGUAAACAAGCAGAUGUACUGUCAUCACGAAUAAUGUUGCUAUUGUACAUAAACAUGUCAAAGAAAUAACAAAGGUGGAAAAUCUAUUACCCACAAGUCUCUGCUCGGUGGUGAAACAUCACAAAUCUCAGUGAACAUGGAAGGUGCCAGUCAUCACAAAUCACAGAAAACAUGGCUCUCUCUGUGCCUUGACACUCUGUGCCUUUAUGGCUUUGCUUGAUGGUACCAUUGGUGUGAUCAACCCUGUUAUUUAUUUAUCUAUUGUAUUUAUCUGUUUUGGUUAAUGCUAGUCCAGACCCCAGAAGAGACAUCAGCAUGGUAUUUGUUUGCUGUAGUCACAGCAGGACAGCAGUGGCUGGGCUGGAGCAGCCAGUUGUAACAUUUGCAUUUCAGCGAUUUGCUUUGUUUACUGCUGAGCAUACAUCCAUCUCUUUAAAUUGACAAUAUUUGUCUUCAUAAGACUCCAUCCCAAGCACAUUUAUGCACAUUUUGCCAAAUCAUAUGGUGAAUGUAUCAUAAUUUGUAACUGAUUUGCAAAUUAUUGUGAUAUGUUCCAAUUCUAGCACAACAUUAAAACAAAAGGUAACACACUGGCGCUUGGGUAGGGCACAUCUCACUUUAUUCUCCACUUGUGGAAGUUGUCAGUAAAAUAACUAAACACACGUUUCUAAAGAGAAUGCAUUGCUGUUUGAACAGAAAGCUUAGAAAUCUAGUAGGUGGUGGGGCCAGUAACAAUCCAGGACAAUCUGCAUUUGACAAUUUGUAGACCCCCACCAUACAGCUAUUUAAGCUGCAACUGAAUUUUCCUUUGACUUCACACAACAUAAUGAGAGGAAUGCCUCAAAGACAACGGUGACAUGUCAUUGUGUCAUACUUAGAGAAGGCACACAAGCCCCAGGGCGAUGAAUGAAUGAUGAAAGGAGAGAAAUAGAAGAACAUGCAGGCAUACUGCUGAUAUAGCACGGUAAGCCACACUGUCUGACUGACUGGGAGUAAAUACCAACUACUUCAUUCUCCUCAGAAACACUCUUAAUUCACUAAGGGGACAACCUGGUGCUAAUUAAAAUACUCCAAAAUGUCACCUACAUACCCAGAGGUGAUAUGCGCUGAAGAGAAAGUUACCGUUGCCUGUAAGUACGCUGUCAAUGCAGGAAGGAACAAUGUCUCCCCUGCCACCUCAACCACCUCCAUCACCCCUUUCUCUCUCCUCUUCUGUCUCCAUUUAUCUCUCCUCCUCUGUGUCUGUGAUUGAGUUAUCCCACAGCGGUUCUUCUAACUGCAACACUUAACCUGUUUAUUAGUGCAAUAACUUAUAAGCAAUAAAACUCACCUACCUUUUGAAGAGUUUUUUUGGUAUUGAGUAAAGGAAAAGCCCUAAUGAAGUUUAGAUAUCUCUCUCCAAGGUGUAUUGACAGACUGCGACUCAGAAAGGGGAACACUGUUCCUGGGAGAAAAUUAAACGUUUUGAUUUUUUCAGUUCAUUAGGGCACUGUAAAGGAUAGCUGUCAGCUGUGGUAUUGGUUUAACAGACUGAAAAGUGUUAGGAUCAAUAAGACUGAGUAAUGUCACAGGGUCCGAGUCAGAGUCUCUGUGUUGAAAGGGAACUGGGCAGCCAAGGAAUUUAUGAUUCCAGGCGACUUGCCUUGAAGGUAGCAGACCUUUCAUGCCUCAUUGUGAUCGUAUUGAUCGAUUCAUUUUCUCUUCAGUGUCUCAUUAGUAUUCUGGUCGUGGCUCUAUAAACCAAACAAUGCCCUUUUUGAAGAGAGCGGAGGCUGGGGUGCAGGGGGCAGGCAGUGAAUUAUUUCACCCAGUACAGGGAAGUUUAGAUCAAGUGCCAAUCUACUGGAACUGACACCUCUCCUGAAGCUCAGAAUUGACUUUGAGGACAGUAGGUGUAGGACUAAUACUAAUCACACUGGUAUUAGGAAGUAUCUUUUCCCCGUACUCAACCAUGUUUAAUGAACCACUUCCUAGUAUUGGUCAACAAUAGAGACCAUAGGCAGAGGCUAUAUGUCAUACUGAAACAUGCUCUGGUAAUAAUGAACACAAAAAUCAAUCUGCCAUGAUAAUGUGGUAAGAAUAACCUUAAUAGUGUAUUUUUGCCACUAUGCCCACCAGAGCUGACUGGCUCUGGUUCAGUUCCUUAGAGAACACCUUUUUAACAGUACAAAGUGUCAAACGUCUGCAUACUGGCAGCUAUAUUGACAAAAAGAGCCAAGUAUGACUUACCUUUUGGGCUCCCGAGUGGCGCAGCGGUCUAAGGCACUGCAUCUCAGUACUUGAGGCGUCACUACAGACCCCCUGGUUCGAUUCCAGGCUGUAUCACAACCAGCCGUGAUUGGGAGUCCCAUAGGGCAGUGCCCAAUUGGCCCAGCGUCGUCUGGGUUUGGCCGGUGUAGGCCGUCAUUGUAAAUAAGAAUUUGUUCUUAACCGACUUGCCUAGCUAAAUAAAGGUUAAAUAAAAUAAAAAAAUAAAACCUUUCAUGUUUUGUCCUCUGGUGUUACCGUGCCAAUAUGGGGUCUCACCUGAUUAAGCAGGUCUUUACUUUCAGAUGAGUUGCUGCUAAUGUUACUGUAGGUGACUGUGUCCCAUAGCUUUAAUGCAAAUCAAUGCAAUUCCAUCCUCCUUUUGAAAUUAUAGUGGCAUAAUUCUUUGGGUUCUGGUCCUACUGUAUAGAGAGCCUUCAGAAAGUAUUCACACCCCUUGACCUUUUCCAAAUGUUGUUGUGUUACAGCUUGAAUUUAAAAUUGAUUAAAUUAAGAUUUUGUGUCACUGGCCUACACACAAUACUCCAUAAUUUUACAAAUUAAUCAAAACGAAAAGCUGAUAUGUCUUGAGUCAAUAAGUAUUAAAUCCCUUUCUUAUGGCAAGCCUAAAUAAGUUCAGGAGUAAAGGUUUGCUUAACAAGUCAAAUAAUAAGUUGCAUGGACUCACUCUGUGUGCAAUAAUAGUGUUUAACAUGAUUUUUGAAUGACUAUCUCAUCUGUACCCCACACAUAAAAUUAUCUGUAAGGUCCCUCAGUCGAGCAGUCAAUUUCAAACACAGAUUCAACCACAAAGACCAGGUAGGUUUUCCAAUGCCUCGCUAAGGGCACCUAUUGGUAGAUGGGUAAAAGUAAAAAAGCAGACAUUGAAUAUCCCUUUGAGCAUGGUGAAGUUAUUAAUUACACCCCAGUCUAAGGUCCUGAGUGCUCUGGAGCAGGUUUUCAUCAGGGAUCUCUCUGUACUUUGGCCCGUUCAUCUUUCCCUCGAUCCUGACUACUCUCCCAGUCACUGCCGCUGAAAAACAUCCCCACAGCAUGAUGCUGCCACCACCAUGCUUCACCGUAGGGAUGGUGCCAGGUUUCCUCCAGAUGUGACGCUUGGCAUUCAGGCCAAAGAGUUCAAUCUUGGUUUCCUCAGACCAGAGAAUCUCGUUUCUCAUGGUCUGAGAGUCCUUUAGGUGCCUUUUGGCAAACUCCAAGCGGGCUGUCAUAUGCCUUUUACUGAGGAGUGGCUUCCGUCUGGCCACUCUACCAUAAAGGCCUGAUUGGUGGAGUGCAGCAGAGAUGGUUGUCCUUCGGGAAGGUUCUCCCAUCUCCACAGAGGAACUCUGGAGCUCUGUCAGAGUGACCAUCAGGUUCUUGGUCACCUCUCUGACCAAGGCCCUUCUCCCCCGAUUGCUCAGUUUGGCUGGGCGGCCAGCUCUAGGAAGAGUCUUGGUGGUUCCAAACUUCUUCCAUUUAAGAAUGAUGGAGGCUACUGUGUUCCUGGGGACCUUCAAUGCUGCAGAAAUGUUGUGGUACCCUUCCCCAGAUCUGUGCCUCGAUACAAUCCUGUCUCGGAGCUCUACAGACAAUUCCUUCGACCUCAUGGCUUGGUUUUUGCUCUGACAUUGCACUGUCAACUGUGGGACCUUAGGUAGGUGUGUGCCUUUCCAAAUAUUGUCCAAUCAAUUAAAUGUACCACAAGUGGACUCCAAUCAAGUUGUAGAAACAUGCACUGUAAGUCAGUGGAAGUAAAUACUACUUUACCCAGCUUCAACUAUUACUACUGCAACUGCUCAGUUGUACCACUACUAGUACUACUAAUAGUAACUCGUUAGCUAAUAUGGUGUGGGAGGCAGCCAGUUCCAUGUGAUGCUUUUAGUCUGUGAACUGAACUGCGUUUAGAAAAAUACUCAUUGGAUUCCCGGUCUGUUUGAAACAAGAGUGGUGUUGGAUCCUGCACAUCCAGCCCCCUGCUGAGAAUCCAAUCCAGCGCUUGCUUUUCAUUACCCCUCGCCAAAGUCUUCCCACAGAUCUCUGCAGGGCACCAAUACAGAGUAAUGCAAACUGAUGCCCCCAGUAAUCUCACUAUCACAUGGAUAAAGCCCUGAUUUGUAGCUACUUUAAGACAAUGGUAUCGUCGUGGGGACCCAGUGUGGUGGGUCAACUGUUGAAUAUAACCUAAUUUUGCCCUCCAAACAUGCGGGUCGUGUGUUUUGCGAUUUCAUUCUUUCUGGGCACACUCACUGACAAGUUUACAGCGUUGCCUGUCAAAGGAUAACAGCUAUUGAUAAAACAUAAUUGGGCAGUGUGAUGCUUUAGGCAUUUAGCACUGGGUUUGCUCUACUUUAUGCCUCUAAAUUGGAAUAAGACUCAUCAUAAAUGUGCGGUGGAAAGACCUGAAGGUGCAAGUAGCUAUUUAGGUCUAUGGUCCUUUAAAAGUCACAUCUCAUACUAUCAUGUGUUUAUGGGAAACACUGGGUAGAGUUCUAAAAUGUACAUGUUGUACUUUUACACCAGACCUAAUUUGUACACAGCAUAUUAGUUUUGGGUUGUGUUGGUGCAUUGGAGAAUACAUUACUUUGUUGAUUCAUCAUUUAUUUUUCAAUGUCCAUUUAUUUUCCUGUAGAGCAAAAACUAUUGUAGGGGAUUAUUAUUUCUGUUUAUUAGCAACAAGAGGAUCAUAAUGUGAUUAUACGGUUUGGCCUGAAUCAAUUAACAAGUUACAAGACAAUAGUUCAAAUGUCACGAUCGUCGACAGAUGAAGCGGACCAAGGCGCAGCGUGAUAAGCGUACAUUCUUUAUUUGUGUACACACACGAACCAAAACAAUAAACCAAACGAUACGUGAAGUCCUAGGUUAUACACAAAACCCUACGGAACAAGAUCCCACACCAAACUAGUGAAAACAGGCUGCCUAAGUAUGGUCCCCAAUCAGAGACAACGAGCUACAGCUGUCUCUGAUUGGGAACCACCAUGGCCAACAUAGAUCAACACGAUCUAGAACCAAAAACAUAGAAAACAAAACAUAGAAAAUCCACACCCUGGCUCAACAUAUAAGAGUCCCCAGAGCCAGGGCGUGACAUCAAAGCAGCUUAAUAAAGAGGACACUGUAGUUGACUCCUGAGCCAAACAUUCCCUCUCUUUCUUAUUUACAGAGAAUAUCUAAUCAAAUCAUCUCUGCCUCAUUAUUGGCAGACCCCAAACAAAACUCUUAUCUAUUAUUGUGGCGAUAUGUUUCUCUCUCAAUUUCAUGACAACUAUACAGCUGUCUGUUUCUCUGGGUCUACCCAAGUAGAGGACAAGAGUUUAAUCUAAUUCUUCCCUCUAAACUGCAUAAUCAUUAUAUGCAUUAUACAUUUUAAAAGCAGGUACAAUCAAUUAUUCUUCCACUGAAUAUGUAAAACAGAUGCAAAUUGGUGUGAACUACUUUCACUCUAAUUAGGCAUUCCCUCUCAGCUGGCUGCUUAAAAAAAACUAUAUUUUUCAACAGGCAUUCUUUAAGACCUUCCCCCAAUAUGACUGGCCUAGCUGCGUUUUAAAAACAGAUGAAAAGGAAAAUGCUUUGAAGCAGUCUGGGGUGAAUUAUAUUGAUCUGCGUAUCUAAAUGCUGCACUAGUGAGUGAAUGGCUGUUAUACAGAGCAGCACCUUUCUGAAAAACACACUCUCUCUCCACCAUGGCUAAUCAGUGCAGAGGAGUCAUGCUGGGUUAGUGGUUUGUUAAGGCUUAUGAAACGGGUGGUAUAGUAGUUAGCUGCUAAUUAUCCUGCUCUCCUCUCUCCCUUUGGUAGUUAGGUGUUUCUGUUUUGUUUUGAAUUUAUACUGAACAAAAAUAUAUACGCAACAUGUAAAGUGUUGGUCCCAUGUUUCAUAAGCUGAAAUGAAAGAUCGUAGAAAUGUUCCAUACGCACAAAAAGCUUAUUUCUCUAAAAUGUUGUGCACAAAUUUGUUUACAUCCCUGUUAGUGAGCAUUUCUCCUUUGCCAAGAUAAUCCAUCCACCUGACAGGUGUGGCAUAUCAAGAAGCUGAUUAAACAGCAUGAUCACAAGGUACACAGGUGCACCUUGUGCUGGGGGCAAUAAAAGGCCACACAACACAAUGUCACAGAUCUUGUUUAGAAUGGGGCCGGAGCAGAUGGCUGCCGUUUUAUGGGCUCCUAAUCAAUUGUGAUAUUGUGUGUGUUUUUUCGUGUUAUUUGUAACUUAUUUUGUACAUAAUGUUUCUGCCACCGUCUCUUAUGACCUAAAAGUGCUUCUGGAUAUCAGGACAGCGAUUACUCACCUCGUGCUGGACAACAAUUUUUUCUUAAACGAGUCGGACGCAAAGGAUUUUCUUCAGACACCCGACAAGGCACAAAUCCCCUCAUUCGCAUGAGAAAGAGACAGAGAUAUCGGGGACGUAGGUCCGGGUGCUUUGUAAGGAUCCGACGGCGAGUGGGUAAUCUGCCUCUACCAUCAGUCCUAUUAGCCAACGUACAAUCAUUGGAUAACAAAAUAGACGAACUACGAUCACAGAUAUCCUACCAAUGGGACAUUAAAAGCUGUAAUAUCUUAUGUUUCACCGAAUCGUGGCUGAACGACGACAUGGAUAACAUACAGCUGGCGGGAUAUACGCUGCAUUGGCAAGAUAGAACAGCUGCCUCCGGUAAGACAAGGGGUGGCGGUCUGUGUAUAUUUGUAAACAACAUCUGGUGCACGAAAUUUGAUUUAAGGAAGUCUCGAGGUUUUGCUCACCUGAGGUUGAGUAUCUCAUGAUAAGCUGUAGACCACACUAUUUACCAAGAGAGUUUUCAUCUAUAUUUUUCAUAGCUGUCUAUUUACCACCACAAACCGAUGCUGGCACUAAGACUGCACUCAAUGAGCUGUAUAAGGCCAUAAGCAAACAGGAAAACGCUCACCCAGAGCUGGCGCUCCUAGUGGCCGGGGACUUUAAUGCAGGGAAACUUGAAUCCGUUUUACCUCAUUUCUACCAGCAUGUUAAAUGUGCAACCAGAGGGAAAAAAAACUCUAGACCACCUUUACUCCACACACAGAGAUGCAUACAAAGCUCUUCCUCGCCCUCCAUUAGGCAAAUCUCACCAUAACUCUAUCCUCCUGAUUCCUGCUUACAAGCAAAAACUAAAGCAGGAAGCACCAGUGACUCGGUCAAUAAAGAAGUGGUCAGAUGACGCAGAUGCUAAGCUACAGGACUGUUUUGCUAGCACAGACUGGGAUAUGUUCCGGGAUUCUUCCGAUGGCAUUGAGGAGUACACCACAUCAGUCGCUGGCUUCAUCUAUAAGUGCAUCGAUGACGUCGUCCCCAAAGUGACCGUACGUACCCCAACCAGAAGCCAUGGAUUACAGGAAACCUCCGCACUGAGCUAAAAGGUAGAGCUGCCACUUUCAAGGAGCGGGACUCUAACCCGGAUGCUUAGAAGAAAUCCCACUAUGCCCUCCGACGAACCAUCAAACAAGCUAAGCGUCAAUACAGGACUAAGAUUGAAUCGUACUACACUGGCUCCGACGCUCGUCGGAUGUGGCAGGACUUGCAAUCUAUUACAGACUAUGAAGGGAAGCACAGCCGCGAGCUGCCCGGUGACACGAGCCUACCAGAUGAGCUAAAUUACUUCUAUGCUCGCUUCGAGGCAAGCAACACUGAAGCAUGCAUGAGAGCAUCAGCUGUUCCGGACGACUGUUUGAUCACGCUCUCCGUAGCCGAUGUGAGUAAGACCUUUAAACUGGUCAACAUUCACAAGGCCGCAGGGCCAGAUGGAUUACCAGGAUGUGUACUCCGAGCAUGUGCUGACCAACUGGCAAGUGUCUUCACUGACAUUUUCAACCUGUCCCUGACUGAGUCUGUAAUGCCAACAUGUUUCAAGCAGACCACCGUAGUCCCUUUGCCCAAGAACACUAAGGUAACCUGCCUAAAUGACUACCGACCCGUAGCACUCACGUCUGUAGCCAUGAAGUGCUAUGAAAAGCUGGUCAUGGCUCACAUCAACACCAUUAUCCCAGAAACCCUAGACCCACUCCAAUUUGCAUACCGCCCCAACAGAUCCACAGAUGAUGCAAUCUCUAUUGCACUCCACACUGCCCUUUCCCACCUGGACAAAAGGAACACCUAUGUGAGAAUGCUAUUCAUUGACUACAGCUCAGCAUUCAACACCAUGCCCUCAAAGCUCAUCACUAAGCUAAGGACCCUGGGUCUAAACACCUCCCUCUACAACUGGAUCCUGGACUUCCUGAUGGGCCGCCCCCAGGUGGUAAGGGUAGGUAACAACACAUCUGCCACGCUGAACCUCAAUACGGGGGCCCCUCAGGGGUGCGUGCUCAGUCCCCUGCUGUACUCCCUGUACACCCAUGACUGCAUGGCCAGGCACGACUCCAACACCAUCAUUACGUUUGCCGAUGACACAAUUGUGAUUGUGGUAAUGUGGCACUAAGGAACUUGAAGCUCUCAACCGGCUCCGCUACAGCCCCCAUUCUCAUCGACGGAGCUUUAGUGGAGCAGGUUGAGAGCUUCAAGUUCCUUGGUGUCCACAUCAUCAACAAACUAUCAUGGUCCAAACACACCAAGACAGUCGUGAAGAGUGCACGACAAAGACUAUUCCCCCUCAGGAGACUGAAAAGAUUCGGCAUGGGUCCUCAGAUCCUCAAAAAGUUGUACAGCUGCACGAUCGAGAGCAUCCUGACUGGUUGCGUCACUGCCUGGUAUGGCAACUGCUUGGCCUCUGACCGCAGAGGGUAGUGCGUACGGUCUAGUACAUCACUGGGGCCAAGCUUCCUGCCAUCCAGGACCUCUAUACCAGGCGGUGUCAGAGGAAGGCCCUAAAAAUUGUCAAAGACUCCAGCCACCCUAGUCAUAGACUGUUCUUUCUGCUACCGCACGACAAGAGAUACCGGAGCACCAAGUCUAGGUCCAAAAUGGCUUCUUAACAGCUUCUACCCCAAAGCCAUAAGACUCCUGAACAGCUAAUCAAAUGCAUACCCGGACUAUUUGCAUUGUGACAAAUACAAUUUGAUUUGAUUUGAUCGCUCAAAUUUUGAGGGAGUGUGCAAUUGGCAUGCUGACUGCAGGAAUGUCCACCAGAGCUGUUGCCAGAGAAUUUAAUAUUAAUUUCUCUACCAUAUGCCCCCUCCAACAUCGUUGUAGAGAAUUUGGCCGUAAGUCCCAACCAGCCUCACAACCGCAGACCGCGUGUAACUACGCCAGCCCAGGACCUCCACAUCUGUCUUCUUCACCUGCGGGAUUGUCUGAGACCAGCCACCUGGACAGCUGAUGAAACUGUGGGUUUGCACAACCACAGAAUUUCUGCACAAACCGUCAAAAAACGUCUCGGGAAGCUAAUCUGCGUGCUCGUCGUCCUCACCAGGGUCUUGACCUGACUGAAGUUUGGUGUUGUAACCGACUUCAGUGGGCAAAUGCUCACCUUCGAAUGGCCACUGGAACGCUGGAGAAGUGUGCUCUUCACGGAUGAAUCCCGGUUUCAACUGUACCGGGCAGAUAGUGUGCGUGUAUGGCGUCGUGUGGGUGAGCGGUUUGCUGAUUUCAACGUUGUGAACAGAGUGCCCCAUGGUGGUGGUGGGGAUAUGGUAUGGGCAGGCAUAAGCUACGGACAACGAACACAAUUGCAUUUUAUCGAUGGCAAUUUGAAUGCACAAAGAUACCAUGACGAGAUCCUGAGGCCCAUUGUCGUGCCAUUCAUCUGCCGCCAUCACCUCAUGUUUCAGCAUGAUAAUGCACAGCCCCAUGUCACAAGGAUCUGCACACAAUUCCUGGAAGCUGAAAAUGUCCCAGUUCUUCCACAGCCUGCAUACUCACCAGACAUGUCACCCAUUGAGCAUAUUUGGGAUGCUCUGGAUCGACGUGUACGACAGCGUGUUCCUGUUCCCACCAAUAUCCAGCAAGUUCGCACAGCCAUUGAAGAGCAGUGGGACAACAUUCCACAGGCCACAAUCAACAGCCUGAUCAACUCUAUGCGAAGGAGAUGUGUCGUGCUGCAUGAGGAAAAUGGGGGUCACACCAGAUACUGACUGGUUUUCUGAUCCACACCCCUACCUUUUUCUUAAAGGUAUCUGUGACCAACAGAUGAAUAUCUGUAUUCCCAGUCAUGUGAUUUCCUUAUAUGAACUGUAACUCAGUAAAAUCUUUGAAAUUAUUGCAUGUUGCAUUUAUAUAUUUGUUCAGUGUAGUUAUUGCAUGUCUCUGUGUGUGUUAUGCCUUUGUUUGGUUUGAUUUUGAUUUGAUUAGGAUACCCAUUAGCUGACGCCAUGACGACAGCUAGUCUUUCUGGGGUCCGGCACAUUGUUCACCUUUGUUUAACCACUCCUACGUUAUUAUAGCGCCUAGUGUUGUGGUGCAUCCUAAUGCAAAGAUUUGCCUAUUGUAGAUUGGGAAACCAUGAGAGGUGUGAUGUGUUUAAAUUACUGAACUUUCUUGAAUUCUUUUAACUAUUUAAAUUACUUCCAAAUUAUCCCAGUGGGGAACUGGCUCUGCCAUUCUUAGAAAUGCUCCCUGGAUUACUGGGAAUGGAACUACAUAAGGGAUCUCUAUUUUGACGCAUUGGAAAUGAUGAGCCAAACAUUGUGGUGGGGGAAUUUAAUUUUUGAAUCUUUCUCAAUUCAUUCCAUUCCGUAGCCGCACAUGAAAUACAUUUUUAAUUUUGACCAUAUUGGUUUUCUUUAAUCCAUUACUUAGAGAGGCACAUAGUUUAUCCCCCUUUCUUUGGAGAUUAGAUGGCUACUUAUCAAUAUUCCAUUAAAUAGAUUUCAUGAACCUCAUACUGUAAGCUACCAGUCUUAUAUCUAGUAAAAAAUUAAGCUUUUUUGGUUUGUUUCAUCACAUUUGGAUGUAGUAGAUGAAAAGUCAGUGAAGUUGACAUGAAUCAAAGGUGAAAAAUGGCAUGAUAAUGAUGUACAAUUGCUUUAUGGUGUUGUAAUAAGCAUAGGAGCAGCAGAAUGUCUUAGAAACACUAUGUUACUGUGUCUCGCUCCCAGCCCUAAUGACUAGUCCUCUGUCAAAUAACUACAAUUGUAAUGUACAGCCAAAGUGCAGGAACCAGUAGCACAUCCAUACUGUAGUUAGUUACUGUGUCUGCUGCAGCCAGGUUUAAUCAGAUGUCUUACUCUUAGGUUUUGAAUGAUUAAUGCCCUGAGUUUCUCUUUCUAGCACUAAUCCUCCCGCCCCAUGCUAAACCAUGGCUCUCCCCUACAGCAGUGCACUUGUUUGGGCUGACCUGGCACCUGCAGCCAGUGGAUGGGCAGCUCUAUGAGAAUGGACUCAGCAAACUGGACAGAAACUCAGAGAGCAUAGACAUAACCUUCACUCCCUUCGGUUUGCCCGGCCUCAACAACACCAACAAAGGUAAGUGGUGGCGGGCAAAGAUUUAUAUUAUCAAGCCUCUAGGUUUUGAUUCUCACUGUUAGACCACGCAACAAAAACUAGAGCAAGGGUUUUACCUCAGAAGGUUUUCGAUGGGCUCUCUCAUCCUAGUUGUCUUUCUCUGUGUUUACAUGAUAAACCUGUUGUUUCAUAACCAGCAUGUUGGGUGCAAUAUGUUCCGACAGGGAUCAUUAUUUUCCUCUUGUGCGAUGCUGAAUUGCGUUUCAGAUAAAGGAGUGCGGUACUGUAGGUGGGUGGGUGAUGCACAGGUCAUCCCCGAGUUAAAACGCCUCGUGUUCGCAGGGCAUUGCCUCCAUUAGCACGAUAAAGAUCUGAUUAUAGAAAUUUCCCACUUCCGAAAAAUAAACUCAUAGAAUCAUUGAGAUAGAGAAAUAUAAUUAUUCCAAUAACACCAGACCAACCCUGGGGUCCCAAACACCGCAGACAAUUCCAUAUUGGCAAUGAGUGAAAUAAUUCAGUUCCAUUCCACAUAAUUCAAUUCCAUUUCUAUAAGUGUGUGAACCAGAAAAUGUUCUCUGCAACUAGGGCAAUGUUGAAGAGUAGAUUAAAAUCAAAUCAGUUAUGAAAAUAUUGGAUUGCCCCUGCAUAAGCACAUAAUGAAUCUCAGUAAAAGCUUGGUGUCUGAGUUUCAGUAUUUCCAUAUCAUAGCCCUCUGACAGCGGAGGAAUAGGAAACACUGCAGGUAGUACUGCUAGAUUGACACAGUGUAUAAGGCUAUGUGCACUAUGUGGCUGGUACAAUGUAGCAUAGCUGUGCUGGGUCACAUUAGCAUGCAUUGACUAUGAAGUAAUCAGGAGGAGCUUCAUGGGCAGUUAAUUAAAGUAAGAGAGCGUGGCUUAAUCCCCUAGCAGGCUACAGCCCACAGCAUCAUCGUUAACUCUUUCAGAACAUAGAUCCUUCAGCCAGCACCCCUUCACAACCUCCCUAUUCUACAAAACAAACACAAAGGAUUAGUAUCUAGCGGUGCACUGGAAUGCUCAAUGACAUGACAGUAUAUCUACUUUAGGCCUUUACCUUAGUGAAGGCUGAAACAAGGAAUUAUAACCCCUUAGAUAAGUAUUAUGUAUUUUUCUCUUUCUUCUCUUUCAUUGGUAUUUCUAAGUUCUGGGAAUUUUCUUAGAACAUUGGCACAUUCUUUAUUUUAUUUAUUUAUUUAACAUUUAUUUAACCAUUAAAGUCAAUUAAGAACAAAUUAUUAUUUACAAUGACGGCAAGAGGCAAAAGGCUCCUGUGAGGAUGGGUGCUAAGAAAAUAAUAAAAAUAAACGACAACAUGCACAGAAGAAACUGGCAACAGCAGAAAUACAACAGCAAACAAACAGUGAGUGUGUGUGUGUGUGUGAAGUAAAACAACAUGCUUCCUUACAACAGGAGGCUGUUGAGGGGAGGACAGCUCAUAAUGGCAUCAAACACAUGGAAACUAUGUGUUUGAUGUGUUUGAUACCAUUCUACUCAUUCCUCUCCCGCCAUUACCACGAGCCCGUCCUCCCCAAUUAAGGUGCCAUUAACCUCCUGUUUUCCUUACACAAGGCAACGCAAACUAGUGACAUCGGGUGACAACUAGAAACAACUACAUGUCUCAACAACCUGUUAAUCUAUUUCUCAUUUGAACUCUUCCAGGGACACCAGGUCCAAGACCAGGGGGCUGAGUAAUGAAAGGACCUUUUUCCAUACUCGGUUCUAAUUUUCGGGACUGUUAGCAUAAAACAAGAUUGAGAUCUGAGCUUGUAUGUGUUUUCAUUUCAAGCUACAAGAGAGGAUAGAUAAAAUGGCAGUUUUCCUAAAAUGGCCUUAUAUACUGAACAAAAAUAUAAACGCAACAUGUAAAGUGUUAGUUCCAUGUUUCAUGAGCUGAAAUAAAAGAUCCCAGAAAUUUUCCAUACGCACAAAAAGCUUAUUUCUCUCAGAUUUUGUGCACAAAUGUGUUUACCUCCCUGUUAGUGAGCAUUUGUCCUUUGCCAAGAUAAUCCAUCCACCUAACAAGUGUGGCAUAUCAAGAAGCUGAUUAAACAGCAUGAUCAUUACACAGGUGCACUUUGUGCUACGGACAAUAAAAGGCCUCUCUAAAAUGUGCAGUUUUCUCACACAACACGAUGUCACAAAUGUUUCAAGUUUUGAGGGAGUGUGCAAUUGGCAUACUGACUGCAGGAAUGUCCACCAGAGCUGUUGCCAGAGAAUGUAAUGUUAAUUUCUCUACCAUAAGCCACCUCCAACGUUGUUUUAGAGAAUUUGGCAGUACGUCCAACUGGCCUCAGAAUCAUAGACCACGUGUAUGGCGUCGUGUGGGCGAGCGGUUUGCUGAUGUCAACGUUGUGAACAGAAUGGCCCAUGGUGGCGGUAGGGUUAUGAUAUCGGCAGGCAUAAGCUACUGACAACGAACAAAAUUGCAUUUUAGAGAUGGCAAUUUGAAUGCACAGAGAUACCGUGAUAAGAUCCUGAGGCCCAUUAUCGUGCAAUUCAUCCACCGCCAUCACCUCAUGUUUCAACAUGAUAAUGCACGGCCCCAUGUCACAAUGAUCUGUACACAAUUCUUGGAAGCUGAAAAUGUCCCAGUUCUUCCAUGGCCUGCAUACUCACCAGACAUGUCACCCAUUGAGCAUGUUUUGGAUGCUCUGGGUCGACGUGUACGACAGCGUGUUCCAUUUCCCACCAAUAUCCAGCAACUUCGCAAAGCCAUUGAAGAGGAGUGGGACAACAUUCCUCAGGCCACAAUCAACAGCCUGAUUAACUCCAUGCGAUGAAGAUGUGUUGCGCUGCAUGAGGCAAAUUGUGGUCACACCAGAUACUGACUAGUUUUCUGAUCCACACCCCUACCUUUUUUUAAGGUAUCUGUGACCAACAGAUGCAUAUCUGUAAUCCCAGUCAUGUGAAAUCCAUAGAUUAGGGCCUAAUGAAUUUAUUUCAAUUGACUGAUUUCCUUAUAUGAACUGUAACUCAGUAAAAUCAUUGAAAUUGUUGCAUGUUGAGUUUAUAUUUUUGUUCAGUAUAAAUAAGAAUGUACCAGUGUUUGAGCCUGCGUGUUGCUAGGGAUGUCCACCCGACAGCACUGUAGAGAUCACAAUGGUGAGUUAGACGUCUCUGAUUGGUGACAAAAUGAAGGGCUGCAUGAUACACAGAGUCAAGAGCCUUCAGUUUAGAGCUUGAGGCUUGCACAUAAAUACACAGAGAGAAAAGUACAACGAAUCAACUAUUUUCUGGCAGCAAAAGAAAAACAAGCUUUGUGCCGGUAAUAAAACCCAAUAUGCAGCAGCUUGAGUUUCGUGACAAUGUUCUCUACAUGGGUGGUGAAUCUCAACUUCUCAUCCGCCCAAACUCCCAGAUAUUUGUACAUUUUGACUUGCUCUAUAGAAUGUCCUUCCAAGGUAGUAAUUACAUGGUUUUCAGGGUGAUUAGUAUUGGAAAAUACCAUUCAUUUUGUUUUAGAGGAAUUCAGAACAAGCUUAAAAUCGUACAGAUUCUGUUGAAUGAUGUUAAAAGCUGUCUGCUGUCAAAGUCAAACUGCUGCCACUUGACUAGAGAAAAGGGUCAUCUGCAUAAAAAUUUACAUCAGCUGUCUCAAUUAUGUCUCCCAAUGUUGUUGAUAUAGAAAAUAAACAACAGGGGACCUAAAAUGUAUCUUUGAGGCACACCCGAGCACAACUCUACGGUGUCCGACAACCGUCUGCCUUAACACACUGGGUUCACAAACCACUCCAGAGUAUGACCAGUAAUCCCAAUACGCUUAAAUCUCUGCACCAAGACAGUGGGGUCCACUGUCACAAAUGCCUUUGACAAGUCUAUGAAUAGAGAUACACAAUGCAGCUUCUUAUCCAGGGCACAAUGAAUAUCAUUCAAAACAUUAAAAGUUGCUGUGACAGUGCUGUGGCUAGACCUGAAACCUGAUUGCAUACCACUCAAAAUAUUGUUUUCCUGGAGGUAGGCCUUAAGCUGCUUGUUGACUAGGGACUCCAAUACCUUUGUCAGAACAUACUAUUUAGAUAUGGGCCGAUAGUUAUUCAGUAGAGUGGGAUCACCUUCUUUCAAAAGAGGUAGGACAAAUAAUUUCCACAACUUGGGGAUUUCAUUACAUUUUAUGGGGAGGUUAAAGAUGUAUGUUAAAGGGGGAGCAAUGAUAUCUUCAGCCAGUUGUAGUAGGCGGAGGUCUAGAUCAUCAGGGCCAGGGGAUUUUUUUUUACAUCAAUUGCUUUCAGGGCUCUACACACCUCUGAGACAGAUAAGGGCGAGAAGGAGAAACUGGAGAUGGAGUGCUCGGGAGUGUCAGGUAAUUUCACAGGGGGCUCAUGUUGACUUUUAACCCUAUCAAAUAAUCUGCCUGCAUCAAGGAAAUGUUGAUUAAAAGAGUUCAGAAUAGAGGUUCUCUCAGUUACCACCUGUGAGUCAACCAGCAGUUGUUUAGGGAGUUGUUCACUACUUGCCAAUAUUUGAAAGGAUUAUUCAGAUUAUCAGCAGUAGAUUUGAGGUAGUGGUCUGCUUUCAGCUUUAAGGUCAUAGCCACACCCUGAUUCUGAGGUGUUUAAAAGCCAUCCAAUCAUCAGCUGAAUCAGACCUUCUUGCUUUAACCCACAAAGCAUUCAAUUUCCUCUAUUCCAGGCAAUGUUAAAAACCAUGUGUCUCAAACUGCUUCCAGUUUCAUUUCAUGAUGAUACGUGUAGGUACUUUAGGAAUUUUACCAACCUUUUUAGGUUAAAAGUUGGUUGAAAAAAAGACAAAAUUCCAAUCAGUUUUCCACGUUGAUUCAACAUCAUCACAUAUAUAUUUUUUGUUGUUGAAAUGACAUGGAAACCAUGUUGAUUCAACCAGUUUUUGCCCAGUGGGUUAUAUCAUUUGCAGAAACACGAGAAGCAUUAAAACGAGGUGGGAUGUUGGUUGAAAUAUUUUAGAGGGCACUUCCCAUAGCAUGUUGUGUUGGCCCAUUCCUCUAUAUAUAAUUGGUCCUGUAAUUGGUUUGCAGAUGUUCUUUAGAAUAGCAAUUAGAUUAUUCUCAGCAUAUAUCUGUGGUCCUCUGUAGCUCAAUUGGUAGAGCAUGGCGCUUGUAACACCAGGGUAGUGGGUUCGAUCCCCGGGACCACCCAUACGUAAAAAUGUAUGCGCACAUGACUGUAAGUCGCUUUGGAUAAAAGCGUCUGCAAAAUGGCAUAUUAUUAUUAUUAUUAUAUCUGAGGGAUUACAGCAAAUAGAAUAACCAUAUUAUUUUGCAUUGGCUCAAUCAACAGACAGACCCAAGUAUUAAAAGCUUGUUCUAUUCAGAUGUCCAUUAAAGUGAGGGGGGGGAAUUAUAACUGUAAUUGAAAAGACGGUUUCAUUGAAAAUGGAUUACUGGAAUAAUUGUUUUAUCAGGAUAGCCCUUAGGCUAUGAGAAUUAAUUUGCUUGUAUGUCAGACUAUUUUGAAGCACUUUUCUAAUUUAUUUUCUGCCCCCUCCUCUGAACCCAGUGUAAGUGACAGGUGAGAUGGCCUGCAGGAGAGGCAUGAGCUAGAUAUGCCUUCAUUACCCUGUGAUGGGUUCUGUGGUGGCAGUGGCACAGACCAAACACCACCUCUCCAGAACAGCAUCACACAGCUAUACAGUGAUUGAGCUAGUAAAACCAUUAUGGUAGCAACACAGUAACACUACCAUUACCUUGUUCACCUGCUCCAGUCUGGUGGGGGGUUUUCUACUAAAAGAGCCCAGUUUCUAUGAUUACUGAACCAGUCUUUUUCAAAAGGUUGUUGCCGAGGCUAACGUGUGAUCAAUCCAUGUCAUUCGAUAACUAGACUCUAGACAUGUAUGUGAUUUAGAUGCUUUUUAAUGUUCCAUACAUACAAUAAAAGCACAUUUAAAAACAUGUGGUUUCCAGAGCUAUGUACAGUGAGUAAUGUGAAGGUAAGAAGACACAAAACAGAUAGAAUAUAGCUUAAUGUGUACAGUAGAACUGAUCUCAUGUUACCCGCCAUGAGAGCGGGAAUCAAUAAUGUGACACCCUGAUGUGUUGGCGUACCUGCCAGAGAGCUCACGCCAGAGGUUAUCAGCACAGAAUAAUUAGUUCAUGCCUGGAUGUGGGAGGUGUUUGUACAAGCAUCCGGUAGCUUGCUGGUCUUCUCCUGGAUUCACCAUAGUAUUACACCAUAUUAGAUGUGGUUCGUUUCUGUGUCUGUUCACAGUUGUUUAGCUCAAGUUUGAGCAGAUGCAAGGCUUCAUCUGACAAUGAGGAUAAAAUGUUUCCCAAAGGACAGAGGAGGAUUUAUUAGUUGAGGCAAUGAAAUGAAACAGAUUAAAGUCUGCCUGAUAGAGGUAAAGGGGGAUAGCCAAUAUCUACAUGCAGCAACAGCCGCUGUUCUCAUUUGUGUGUUUUUUCCCCACACCAUAUAGAUAAGGAGCUAUUCCAGAGGGGGAAAGCGAUAGACCGAGGGGAGGUGGACAUUGGUACCGAGGUGAUCCAGGCCAUUCCCCCAGGUCUGUUCUGGCGUUUCCACAUCACCAUCCACCACCCUAAGUAUGUCAAGUUCAACGUCUCCCUGGCACGGGAUGCCCUCUUGGGGAUCUAUGGGCGGAGGAACAUCCCCCCUACACACACACAGGUACUGUACCCCCUACCUACCUCAUACACACAAGAGCAUUACAUCCACUCCCAUGUAAACGAUCAUACCAACCUAUACAAUGACUGAAACACCCCAACACACAUAAGUAACUAUAUGCACACCUAGGUAUAUGCACAGAUCCACACAUGCACAGAUCCACACCACCCCCCAUGCUAAUGAGUGUACCCCAGCCCCUACGCACAACUACCUUUCCUCCUCCAUCCAUCUGUCAUCCUUCAGUCUCACUCUUCACCCACAUUGAAACCCACAAUAGAAAAUUGGACCAAGCAGGUGUGUUGCCUUUAUGUUAUGUUUGAUCACUUCACCAAUCAGUGAAUUAGCUACAGUACUGUUGGCUACCUACCAGUACUUUUGUCAAAUGCAUAAUGAGUUUCAAUGUAUGUAGUUUAUUGUUAUGGAAUGAAUGCAGUUAAUGAAAUAUCUAGGGGAACUAAUGUGAUGUCAGUAAAAUGCCUGAACUGCAUAAUCACUGCUUCUUAGCAUAUAUAUUAUCUAAGAUUAACAGUUCAAAUCAUUCUAGAAAUUAAGACCUGUCAAUUCAAUUAAAUCCUUCUUAUUUCUGCCUCUAUUGCAUACUAUUUUGCAUAUGUAGGUACAUGGAUACAGACAAACAAUUAAUUAAUGCUAAUUGAAAGGUGCCUUUUUAAACACAGACGUCCUUUUUGUUCCGUAAGGAUGCUCAUAAUCAUUAUAGUAAUCACACUUGGCAUAUAGCCUGCUAACUGUAUGUUGGACCAUAUUCAAGUCCUGUCUGAGUGGGGCUGACUAAUCUCACACCAUCAUUAGAUGUCUCUGUCAGCCAGGUCGGCUGAUUCGGUUGAUCCCAGUUCUGUUUUUGGCCCCUGCAUGCAGUCACACAUAUGUUCCCCCGGACCGGCCCUCAUUACAUCUGCUGAUAGAAUACCCAGCAGGUCAUGGGGCUGAGCACUCAGGGUCACGGUGAGACCUGCACACAAGUGACUCAUCUGUCACAAAGCUGUUUCACCGGCCCCAGUAAACCCAGCAGGCUUCCGCAUGAUGAAUCCUAAUAGGAUGUUUUAGUCAUUAAUCUGAGUCAGUCCCCUGGGCGGCACGCACAGUUCAGACUUUUUUUUCUUCCAAUGAGAUUUUGUCACUAUUGGCGCCGAGGGGAUUGUAGCGGGAACGACAGUGGCCAUUUCCGCUUCAGUGUGUCAUCAUGUGCUGAUCCCCGGCUGAAAGUGAAUUAUGGAGGGAGUGGGAUCCCUCCUCUGUCUCCUCCUCUGCUGCUUUGCAUUGCUGAUGAUUUGAAAUGCAGGGGCCGAUGGCUACGGUGCCCCAGCGAUUCUACUGAAUUACAAACAUCGUUUUCCUGUUGUUCCGUAGGGGAGCAUUUGUUUCUCAUAAGAAUAAUUCUGAGGCCUGGGGGCAUGUCAUUGGAGUUAGGGACCUGGCCUCACCCAGCCCUGGGUUUAUUAUUUAGGACGGGUGGAGGGGUGAAGACAGACGUCCCUCUGAAUCCGGCAGGCGGAGAGGCUUUGCUGCAUGCAGUCACCAGCCGACAGCAGCGUAAUACCAGCCCUGGUCUCGGCUUAUCUCCAAGAGCACACACAAACAUGAGUGACACUGGCGCAGCUAAGGCACUGCAUCCCGCCCAGGGCUACUGUCAUAUCCUACUCAUCUGGUAAUCCAGCAAUGCAGCAUGGGGGCCUGUCUCCUUAUUAAGCUCAUCAAGGGCAAAGUCAAAAGGUGGCUCGGGAGCUUUGCAUAUGGUUAAGUUCAAGUUAUUUUAAGAUGGAUGACAGGAUAUGAUACAGCACAUGAUGAUUUCAUAUUUUGGCCUGUUCCCAGAGAUAGAUAUCCAUGCUGUGACGUUGGAGGAACCCUGAUACUCCCUGUCAGUCAGGGCAUGUCAGUACACCCAACCAGAAGCUUGUGAUGUCUCAGCUUUUGACUUCCAAAUCGUUGCCUCAUAUUUAAUCAGAUGUUUUCUCAUCCUCCUGCAGUUUGACUUUGUCAAGCUCCUGGACGGGAAGCAGCUGAUCAGACAGGAGGUUCAGACGGUGGCGGAGGAUUCCAACGCCUCUCCCAGGAACCUGAUCCUGGCCUCCCUCCAGGAGACUGGCUUCAUAGAGUACAUGGACGCUGGAACCUGGUACCUGGCAUUCUACAACGAUGGAAAGAAAAUGGAACAAGUGCUUGUUCUCAGCACUGCCAUCGGUAAUUGGCUCCUCAUUGUGUAAAAAGUAGAAUAGGUGCUCUACAGUGUCAGUUACUAAUGAAAAUUGCAGCACCAUGCAAUCAUAUUUGGGAGCAGUAAUGAAGUCUUAUAAGAAAAAGACAGUACAUGUGACAUUAUUUCCAGGAUGUAGUCUGUGGUUACAAAAGCACUCAAAAAGCAAAGCAAUUAUAACAUUUAUACAAUAGCUGCAAAUAGACAGAAAAACAUGUUUUAUAACGUUUUUUCUCUGCACCACAAAACAUUUGUGAAACAGGCUGCCAUUUUAACAUCAAAACGGUUGAGUUCUGUUGCUCGUUGCAAGGUGCUGCAAAGUCUGUCAUCCCUAAUUGACUGACCUUUUGUCACCCGUCUGUAAGCCUCUGCUGAGAGAUGAGCCAAUGUAUUUUUCUAAUGCUCUUUCUUUCCAGCCUCCCCUGGAAAUGCUUUUGCUCUGUCUUUUAAAACGAAUUGUUGUCUUAAAGGCAGUGUAGUUCUGUACAUGUCAGUUUCCUCUUUGUCUUUAUGACCAUGUAUCUGUUACCUUAUUGUAACCCAUGCAACAUGUUAGAUUAUUAUAUGUCUCAAUGGAUGCACAAAGUAAAAGUGUUCAUUAUACUCUGAGUUUGGCACAAUAUUUUUCCUAUGUGUUUCUGUCUAGCCCAUGGACGGUUGUGUUGUUUAGAACUUUCUCUGUCUGUAGAAACCAUGGACGGCUGCUCCACCAACUGUAAGGGGAACGGGGAAUGUGUAGCAGGUCACUGCCACUGCUUCACUGGUUUCCUGGGACCAGACUGCUCAAAAGGUAUAUUAAGUAAGGCACUUCUGAGAUAUGUGGGAUAUUCCAAUGAAUUCAUACACAUUUAAAUUACAUUUUUGUGCAUAAUGAAAGCUCACAUAAUAUUGGGUUGAAAUUGAGUUAUACAUUUUAUAUUCUGUAAAUCUACCAGUAUCUAAUUAUUCUGCAGAGUAAAGUCCAGUCCAAUCAGUCAAAUAACAAUGGCUACUUUUUUAUUAAACCCGGUGCUUCGUAAUGGAUACUACCAAUAUUAUCAAUGCCAAAGCCAUUCUGAAUGGGAUUAUUUUGAUUGUCUUUGAGGAUUAUUUACAGUCUUUGAAUUAAAUGAGGAUAGCAAGAGGCAGUGGUGAUUUCAGAUCCACUUUGUGGUCAGUGAGGUCUCUCUCUGCCCAGGCCGACCCGCUCUGGACGAAUGCCUUAAUCUGUCUCUGCCUAGAUCUGAGGUCAGGGAGCCACUGUAGCGAGCAUAAUGUGUCUAUUACUGUUCCCAGUGUGGAACUGGGACAUAUUAUGGAGACUAAUGGACAGGCCAGGGUCUGUAAGGCAGCUUCCACACUGCAACUGUCCAUAAACAGACUGACAGACUGGAGGGAUGAGAGAUCCUGGCAGAAGAGAGAAAGGGAGAAUGGGAGAAUGGAGCCAUGUUCUCUCACGUAGCUCUGCAGGUUUCAAAGACAUUCUGGAAAACGGUUCACUAUGACUGAGUGCCUAUACAUGUAGACUAGGAAUAUAGCAUAGGAAUGCAAGGCAAUGUACAAAUGCAGCAUGUUAGUGAUAUGAGUAGUGUUUAGGCUACACACCAUAGGGUUAAUGGCAUGUGAACAAAGAUCUCUAUUGAAUCUAUACAGCACAGUGCGUUCUGCUCUGAUGUUUACCAUGCGUCUCCAUGCUGCAGCCUCUGAGACUCUGAGGCUCCAUUCUUCCUCAUUUUGUAAAUCUCAAUUUUCAUGGCGCUGAGUUCCCACAUGAAGAAAUACUAUAGUAUACUAUGGUAUAAAUACUAUACUAUUCACUGUAGUGUUUUUGCAGACUUUACAAUAGUAUUCAUUGUAGUUUUUUUGCGGACUAAAGUGAAUUCUGUAAUAUUUACUGUAGAAUUCUGUAGUAUACUGUGGUAUUUACAGUUAACAAUAGUAUAAAUACUGUAGUAAAAUAAAAUAUAUACUAUAGUAAUUAAUGUAGUGUUUUUGCGAAUUGUAGUAUACUGUAGUAUUUUACUGUAGUGUUUUUGCGUACCGUAGCAUACUGUAAUAUUUACUGUAGUGUGUUUGUUUUAUUAUCUUUGACAUGGAAGUGGAGGCUUCUUCUUGAGGAAACCUACUGGAGAAAUAAUACAAUAGCACAUUUUCCAUAACCUGUAGGUAGAUAGAACUGGGUUCUGAACUGAUAGUUCAGAGCUUCUGCUCUUUUCUAUAAUCUGUAGGGAACACAACAUAUGGUUUAUACUUGGCAUGUAGGUUUCUCCCUUAUGGGUGGCACAAAUUGGGAUAUGGAGAGGGGAAUGGGCAGGGUAUAUGCAAAUUAAAUACUGUAGUAUUUACUAUAGUUAAAAAAGUUUAGUGUUUUUGCGGACUGUAGUGUUUUUACGGACAUUACUGUAGUGUUUACUACAGUGUUUUUUGGUGGGAUAAUACUGUAGUAUUUACUAUUGUAUUCUACAGUAUACUACUGUACAACAUUCUAUUGUAAGUACUACACGUGAUCGAGGGGUACUACAUUGUGUAGUAUAGUAUUCUACAGUAUACUAGAGUAUACUACAUAAUUCGAUAGUAAGUACUGUGGUAUUCUAUAGUAAACUGUAGUAUUUUUUAAUGUGGGUGGUGUACAGAGGGGCCUUGGGGAAUAGAGGGGGGUGUUGUAGGGAGAUGCCGAUGCUGCAGCACCAUGCCGCAGCUACUGGAGUUUAAAUCAGGUGCCACUUAAGGAAAAUUGAAAUGAUUGAGAGAUUAGGUGGAUUUCACAGGAAGAGGGUCUGAGUAGGGGUGCGUGGCCUGCGCCCAGCAGAGGGGAGAGUACUUAAAGAACUACCAUCAGGGGAGAGGAUUAGGUUACUUCAGCUGCAUGCUUAUUAGUGAGAUAUUGGUGAUGGGUGAAACCUGGUUAAAACUGGUAUAAGGCUCAUGGGGAGAUCACCACUGGGGUCUCAGGGUGAGAGCUGACUAGUACCUUCCAGUGCUGGAAUGACAUAAACAGCUUCAUAAUUCAUAUAUUGGAUAUCAACCAGUUUUAGUUAUGGUUUUGAAUGAUAACACGCCAAAGUAUUUUAUUUCCACCACAGUAUUUCUUAAAGGGCUACUGUCUUCAUGGACUUUCUGACCCAGUAUUUGUAAAGGGCUGCUGUCUUCAUGGACUUUCUGACCCAGUAUUUGUAAAGGUCUGCUGUACUGUAUUUUUUCUUCCAGACUCCUGUCCUGUCCUGUGCAGUGGCAAUGGAGACUAUGAGAAAGGUUACUGCCAGUGUCACCCGGGCUGGAAGGGCCCAGAGUGUGACAUCCAGGAGGACCAGUGCAUCGAUCCCACCUGCUCCAACCAUGGCACCUGUGUCAACGGCAUCUGCAUGUGCAGCCCGGCCUAUAAGGGCAACAACUGUGAACAAGGCAAGGGUCCUAUCCUAAUAAUAAUCUUUAUCACUAUUUACACAGGCAUAGGGAUAGGCAUAGGGCACAUCUGCAUUUAGCCUAGCCGAAGGGGUUUGGCUUGGUGCAUCCCUUAUCCCAAAGUGCAACAACAGAAGCAUGCCACGUCAGUUUGUUGAACCAGAAAAGCCACUCGUUGUUAGUUCAGGGCUCUUAGCCACUAGCCAAACCAGUAUUCUGUUUGUUGUGGGGUUUUGCACACAGACACACACCAAACUGUCUGAUAGAUUGUCUGAUUACUAUUUAACCACAGCAACAAUACAUCCAGUGUCCUCCUCUCACAUCAUUUUAAUUAUGGGGAGAGUUUUUGUGUGCAAAAACAGAUUGAUCCAAUAGAUUAUCCUCUACACACACACACACAGCCGCUCGCCGCUGUUCACUUACGUCAUGAGGAAUGCUUAUACAUGAAGCAGCCAAAUCAAUUGAUUGUCCUAAGGUAGUUGUACCCAGUGGUAAUUAUUGGCUUUGUCUGAGAUAUCCAUGCUAGAGAAUGACCUUGAGUCAAUGAGCCUGUGACUAGGAUCUAGCCUACAAGCAUUGUGGUAAUUACUGUGGUUAACACUGCAUAGAUUUUUCUUUUUUGUAGUGUGCAUUAGUUGGGGGUUGGGGUUGUUCUGAAGUGUAUCACAACUAAAUGUGAUCAAUUAGCUCCAGACAUGGAUUGAAGCUGUUUGUUGUUCAUUCUUUAUGAGAAUCGUGUGUAAAAGCUGCAGAGGUUUCAAUGUGUAAAAGCUGCAGAUGGACAUGUUUUCCUCACGGUGCGAUGGGUUCUCAGUAAUAAACCAUUCACUGCUAGGAAACGCUGUUCUCACAAGGUUACAGUGACACUGUUAGAAUACACACCACUGAAGUACACAGACAAUGUGUUAAAUCAGCUAGAUGUGAUGGGGAGUUUUGUGUCAGUAUCUACCCAUAGAGGUGAGGUGUGAUGGGGAUGUUCUGUGUCAGUACCUAGACAAACAAAAGGUGUGAUGUGGAUGUUCUGUGUCAGUACCUAGACAAACAAAAGGUGUGAUGUGGAUGUUCUGUGUCAGUACCUAGACAAACAAAAGGUGUGAUGGGGAUGUUCUGUGUCAGUACCUAGACAAACAAAAGGUGUGAUGUGGAUGUUCUGUGUCAGUACCUAGACAAACAAAAGGUGUGAUGUGGAUGUUCUGUGUCAGUACCUAGACAAACAAAAGGUGUGAUGUGGAUGUUCUGUGUCAGUACCUAGACAAACAAAAGGUGUGAUGGGGAUGUUCUGUGUCAGUACCUAGACAAACAAAAGGUGUGAUGGGUCCGCAUAAAGCUUACUUCAUUUUUCAAAUGUUUUAUUAUUUUCACUGCAUCAGGGAAAGCGUACACAGAGGUUUCGGCUUUGCAGCCUUCUUCAGUGUAUAGCACCUACCCAUAGGGGAAAGGUGUGAUGGGGAUAUUUUGUGUCAGUACCUACCCAUAGGGGAAAGGUGUGAUGGGGAUAUUUUGUGUCAGUACCUACCCAUAGGGGAAAGGUGUGAUGGGGAUGUUUUGUGUCAGUACCUACCCAUAGAGGAAAGGUGUGAUGGGGAUGUUUUGUGUCAGUACCUACCCAUAGAGGAAAGGUGUGAUGUGGAUGUUUUGUGUCAGUACCUACCCAUAGAGGAAAGGUGUGAUGUGAAUGUUUUGUGUCAGUACCUACCCAUAGAGGAAAGGUGUGAUGUGGAUGUUUUGUGUCAGUACCUACCCAUAGAGAAAAGGUGUGACGGGGAUGUUUUGUGUCAGUACCUACCCAUAAAGGAAAGGUGUGAAGGGGAUGUUUUGUGUCAAUACCUACCCAUAGAGGAAAGGUGUGACGGGGAUGUUUUGUGUCAGUACCUACCCAUAGAGGAAAUGUGUGAUGGGGAUGUUUUGUGUCAGUACCUACCCAUAGAGGAAAGGUGUGAGGUGGAUGUUUUGUGUCAGUACCUACCCAUAGAGGAAAUGUGUGAUGGGGAUGUUUUGUGUCAGUACCUACCUAUAUAGGAAAGGUGUGAUGUGGAUGUUUUGUGUCAGUACCUACCCAUAGAGGAAAUGUGUGAUGGGGAUGUUUUGUGUCAGUACCUACCCAUAGAGGAAAGGGGUGAGGUGGAUGUUUUGUGUCAGUACCUACCCAUAGAGGAAAGGUGUGAUGGGGAUGUUUUGUGUCAGUACCUACCCAUAGAGUAAAGGUGUGAUGUGGAUGUUUUGUGUCAGUACCUACCCAUAGAGGAAAGGUGUGAUGGGGAUGUUUUGUGUCAGUACCUACCCAUAGAGGAAAGGGGUGAUGGGGAUGUUUUGUGUCAGUACCUACCCUUAGAGGAAAGGAAAUAAUGAUUCAAACAAUAUACAGAUGGUCAGGGAGGGACAUGAAAUAUUUACUCUAACGCUUUCUCUCUCACUUCUCUCUCGCGCUCUCUUUCUCACUUUCUCUCUCACGCUCCCUCCAUCCACCCCCUCUCUCUCUCACCUCCCUGGUUCUGCAUGGCCAGUGGACUGCCUGGACCCUCAGUGUUCUGGCCAUGGUGUUUGUGUGAAGGGGGAGUGCCUGUGUUCACCGGGGUGGGGAGGCCCAGACUGUGAGAAUACCCUUCCAGCGUGCCAGGAGCAGUGUUCAGGCCAUGGGAACUACCUGCCAGACUCUGGCACCUGUACCUGUGAUUCCAGCUGGACAGGCUCCGACUGCUCCACCGGUGAGUACAAGAACCAUGACGUGCAUACAACUUACGUACAUGCAGAGCCAUAUAUAGAGAUAGAAAUGUCUCUAUCGCUAUACUGUGUGGUUCUUCCUACAUACAGAUACACACACUUGAAUACAGUGCUUUCAGACUGUUACCACACAUAAACAAUUCACAUCCUUAGAAAGGGCUGUAGUGACUUGUGAACGGAGUCGGAAAGUCCACUCCCAGACACUUAAUGGGGAGCCUUUGGAGUUUAAUCACAUCCUUAACCUCCCAUAAAAGGUUUAAAUGUAGUCAAGCCGCUACUGUUGUUUUCUGUCUUGCUGUGAUUUAGAUUACUAGAUUGCGUUUGCUGUACAUGACUCUAACUUUUGGUCUUACCUUUGACUGAGUAACACAGACCCUGGCCAAUGUGUUUUUCUGCUUGUAAUGAUCUGCCAGUUCCUAGCAGAAGGAGACCUUCACACACCCAGCAGCCUAUCAGACAACUGAGCAAUCAUUUCUCUGACAUGCUGUGUGUAAAUUGGACUACGCACCAUGGCUGCCAUCUAAGCCUUUUGGUGGGAGACAUGACAUUAUUACAUACUAAUGCUCGUUUUUUAUUCUUCCUUUUUUAAUAUGCCUCCUCCAGGGAACAAUAAUGCCAUGGUUAGGAUUCGUCCCGAGAUAUGCUCCUUUGUACAAUUUAAAUCUGUUGUUUUUAGUAUACUGUAGGUGUUAUCUGUUCAUCAGCUUUUCGUAUUUGAAUUUAGGUCACAUUUCUGGCUGUUUAUACAGAAUAAAUUAAAGUUAUCUUCACUGCACUCACUUGUUAGUACACUGCGACACUUGAAAAAGUAGAAAAUGUCUAUGCAUUUAAUUUCAGUCUGUCUCCUGUUGAAUUCAUGACGAACAGCUGUCUCUUACUGAAAUGUUUAAUGAAUUAGUUUGAGUCAGAGGACAUUGAUAAUGAGGGUUGCCACCAAUAACAAACAGCGUUGACACGGUGGUUGUAGGAACAUCUCAGAGAAGCUGUGUGAGCCCUUGAAGAAAAUCACAUGAUUUCACAUGAAAUUUCACAUGUGAAAACAUGUGUUUUUGGAAUACUUCACAUGAUCACAUGUUUUCACAUGUGUAGUUUCAUCUUAUCACAUGUUAUCACAUUAACUUCACAUAAGAUCACAUGUGAUCACAUGAAAACGUGUUUUUGGAACACUUCACAUGUUCACAUGUGAAAUUCAUGCGUUUUUUCCGUAAGGGAGAAGAUGCUGGAUAUUCCUCUGUGUAGUUUGUCAUCUUUGUCUGAAAGUUGUUGUUUUUGUUUUGUUCAGCCAGUGAUACAGAUGUAGAUUACAUGUAGCAGCCAGAUCACAAAGGAGAUCAGGUUCUUCAGUAGCCCAGGGCCAGGUUUAUAGAUUAGCUGCCUGCUGCUUUAGCUGCCACACAACACAACAACACACUAACACACACCCUGCUGGUGUCACUGCUUAUGGAGAGGGAUGGAAACCGUGACAACAAUAUUAUGGAAGCCUCCAUCCUUUAGAAUAUAGGGUCCCUGUCAUAUGAAUUUUUGCUCAUCUUCAUAUUAUUAAUGGUUCUCUUCCUUGAGUCAAGUAGUGCUACAUGCCAAGCCUUUAUUAAAGUUGGGUGAAAAACCUGAAAGGUGGGCUGCAUAUUAAGACAUUCCUCAAAAGGCAAAGUAAUCACUCAUUCUUCAUUAUUUUUCCUAUCAAUUGUGUUUUCAGUGAUGGCCAAAGGGAAAAACAGCUCAUGUGGAGGCUAUUUCACUUUCCAAUGAAUUGAAUCUUGGAGCAGUGUGGUGCCUCGGUUUCCUUAACCAUGAAAGAAUUGUGCAUUCACUCAACCCACACUUUUUUCCAGCCUUCCAAAGCAAAGUUCAGGUUUUCUAUCCAAAAGUGAAAAUUGAUUUUAUGUUCACUCAAGUAUAUGUAGAAUUACUUGUAAUGUUGACUGUGUGUGACUGCACUGACAAUGUCAUUACUAUGGAGUAGACAUACUGUAACCUCACUUUAAGACAGUGAAUUAUAUGUAUCAAUGUGCAGUAUUUGGUUUUUAAAACAGAAAUAUAAAGGCAUUGAAGAUAAUGCCAACAUUCAACUGUUAUUAUAAAAUUGUUUUAGAUGGCAAACAUGUUGAAUUCUAUUGCGAGCAGAUGCAUAGAGGAAAUGGAUUAAAUGUCAUAUGCUUAAUGGUAGAAAAAUCGAGAUUAAUAAAAUGCAAAUUGAGUUGUUAUGGCAUGAUUAAAUAUGAUGUAUAUUUUAAUGGGAAUGCCUUUUCCAUGUGUGGGGAUAAGUGGCCUUUCUGCGCCAGCAGCUCUUUCUUCUCCCUGCUGAUUGGCUACUUGCUGAUAGGAUGUACUCUCCAUAUUCUGCUGAAAUUAUUCAUUGAAUACCAUUAAACUUCUAAAACUUUAAGCAUUGAAUGUAUUAUAACUGCACCUGCAGCACUCAACAUAGAAAGUAUUGCCUGUUCUGUAUUAUAACAAACAUUUUCCUAUUCCUAUUCAAAAUUAAAGUUUCAAAUCAUGAGUAUGUAGAGUAGAGAUACCAUUAGAAUAAAAAUGGUAAUGGGUUUUCAUUAUAUUCCUUUUAAAUAUAUUCAUUUUUUUGUUCUAUUAGAUGAACUUGCAAGACAAGAUGAGUGCAGAAAUGAGUCUAGGAUCCUGAAUUAAUUCAUAGGAAAUGAUCACGUGUAUUUUGGGAGCAAUGAUGCAGCUGACCUUUGACAUGUCCAUCUGGCCUGUGUAGAGGUGUACUGUCUGUUGCCCAGUGCAGUAAGACCCCUGCCGGUCUCUCUCUGUGUCUGUGUGCAGAGGUGUGUCCGGUGCCCUGCAGUGCCCACAGUGUGUGUGUGGGAGGGAAGUGCCAGUGUGAGGAGGGCUGGGAGGGGCCAGGCUGUGACCUGCAGGCCUGCCACCCCCGCUGCCAGGAGCAUGGCCAGUGUAAGAACGGACAGUGUGAGUGCCACCCCGGCUGGGAGGGAGAACACUGCAGCAUCGGUGAGUCUCGCCCCCGCCCCCCGAGGACUAACACUACCACAGGAGGUUAAUACACAGAGCGUGUAACGUGACUCUAGUAGCUAUUGUUCUGUUUAGAGGCAUAGGGGCUGAUUUACUGUACCCAGGCUUGAUGGUGUUUUAGCAUGUUGUGACCUUGGGACUAUAAGGUUCUAUCUGUGCAAAGCAUAGUUUUGAGAUAUUGAGAAUACAAGUUUUCACAUCCUAGAUCUCAGAACAGUUUUGUAGUGAAUUCUUCUUGCAUAACCCAUUAAGGUCCUCACUGUAAAGGUAACUAAAGUGCAGAAUAUCAAAAUCCUGAGACAUUUGUAAAUCUGUUUUUUUAGGGGGUGCCAUCACAGAUAGAACCUUAUGGCUGAACCCAGAUUGAUAUUUCAGAGCUAUAAGGUUCUAUCUGACACUUCUGAAAUAGACAUGUUCAGUUUUUAAGAAAACUGUACGGUAGCUAUUUGAAUACAUAAAUGAUAGAAUAACACUAAUUUACCAAGAUAGAGUCAGAACACAUCAACAAAUACAUUAAGAAAUGUAUUAUGUCAUCACUGAUUUCUGACAGUUGUUUUUUUGCUUGCGUAAAAUUAUUGCUGGCUAGACUAGCCUAGACCAGGGAGAUGGCAAAGACAUUUGUUCUGAUUGGUCCAUCUGUAUUUGUUCAGUCUUGUGAUUGGAUUGCAGACAGAACCUAAUAGCGUCAAGUUCAAAUGGGUUUAUGGAGAUAGAACUUUCUAGUUUUUCAUUUUCUUCACUCAAAAUUAACUUUUUCAAAAAUCUAACUUCGCAGACAUAUGAAGAACCAUCUAAAGGUCAAUUAUAUGUGACUAACAAAUGUUUGACAAAAAUGUCAGAUAGAACCUUAUAGUCCCGAGGUCUUGAUGUCUUAAACUGUGACCACGCUUUACUAAUGUAUUAAUGAAAGAUGUGUGAACCACAGAUUUUUGCAGAUACAAAUCAACGAAUAUGUAAUCCAUGUGCGUGCAUAUUUUCUAUCACCACAUAUUUUAAAUACUGUAGCAGUUUAGCAGACCAUUCCCAGCCAAUCAUCCGUCUGCUGUAUAAUAUAGAUGAGCAGUUGUCAGAUGGAACCCAUGAGUCAUUCUUGCCCGGUCCUUCACUCAAUCUGCUAGAAGAGUACAGGUGAAACACUGGUACCAAACCUUGCUAGACAUUUAGAGGGAGGGAAGCGGGGUGUUUAGGAGGGUAACAUGUUACCAUGUGUCUUAGAGCCACUGGCUGGGGUUCAAUGAUGUCAGUGACCUGCCUGUCAGUUAUACAAUUUAUCCACUUCAUUGGCGUUAUUUGAGAAUGAAAACUCUGAGUCACAAUUAAACUGUUGGUUGCCGCCAGGCAAAUUUUCCAUCAGCCAUGCCCUCCUCCCUAGAGUGGAGGCAUUUUUAUUUUUCUUGCAACUGAAUAAUUUGCUCCCCAAGUUCGAACACACUCAAUUAAUGUGGAUACACCUUGAUAGAACACUGCAGUUUGUCAUCUGGGACUAAUGGAAUUGGGUAUUGCCAAGUGACUGAAAAGCACAUUUUGUAAAAGAACCAGAAGAUCUUUUUAAACUUCAAAAAUGCAAGAAAACACUCCUUUGAAAUCCUUCUACUUGCCUUUAAAGAUAGGGAAUUGGAGAUGGGCUUUGUGUCUCUGUGGAUGUGUGAAUCAAACCAUAAAGCUUAGCUCCUGGCACAUUAAUAGGCUGUAAUUAUCUCUUCAUGUGCCCUGGUGCUAGCAUAUAUCUUUGAGGCUCAGUAAUCUAAUCUCAGACACUUUUUUCUUUCUUCCUUUUAUCUUCAUGUGGUAUAUAGCAUAUUACCUGGAUCUCGUUGUUAAAGGUAAGAUGCACACUCAUUCUUUAGGAUUUAAUUGUUUCAUAGCAGCAGGGGUUUUGAAUGGUAUGCCUACCACCAAAGCACAUUUAUUGAGAUGUUAAUUAAUUCUGAGGAGAAAGUAUUAUGCCCAAAGCAAUGGCAGAACAUUCACUAUAUUCAAUUUAUGUGAGAUGGAAUAUAACAAAAUACACCCCCCUAUGUAUUUAUUUGGACAUUGAAUCUAAAACUUUUAAUUUGUCUCUAUACUCCAGAAUUUUGUAUUUGAGAUCAAAUGUUUUAUAUGAGGCAACAGUACAGAAUGCCACCAUUUAUUUGAGGGUAUUUUGAGGAUAUCUGGUUUACCGUUUAGAAAUGAAAGCACUUUAUGUAUCUAGUCCCCACAUUAAAAGGUGUUAUAAGUAUUGGGACAAAUUCACUUAUAGUGUAUACAUUUAGUAAAAGGUUUAGUAUUUGGUCCCAUAUUCCACGCAAGGACUACAUCAAACUUGUGACUCUACAAACUUAUUUAAUGCAUUUGCAGUUUGUUUUGGUUGUGUUUCAGAUUAUGUUGUGCCCAAUAGAAAUGAAUAGCACAUAAUGUGUGGUGCCAUUUUAGAGUAACUUUUAUUGUAAAUAAGAAUGGAAUAUGUUUCUAAAAACUUCAUUAAUGUGGAUGCUACCAUGAUUACGGAUAAUCAUGAAUGAAUCUGGAAUAAUGAUGAGUGAGAAAGUUAGAGGCAUAAAUAUCAUACCCCUCCAAAAUGCUAACCUCCCCUGUUAUUGGUAAUGUUGAGAGGUUAGCAUGUUUUGGGGGCAUGAUAUUUAACCCUAGUAGUCCCAAGACCCCAGCAAAAAUGGUAUUUUCAUUUAUUUGACUUUCAUUUAUGUUUAUGUCCAGCCCUUAUAUUUAGCCUCACAAUGAAGUGCUUUACCAUUUUCUUUUCAGGACAACCAGGGCUACAAGUAGAACACAAAACAAUUUGACAUAAACAGUUGCUUUCAUUACAUUUACAUUUUACAUUUUAGUCAUUUAGCAGACGCUCUUAUCCAGAGCGACUUACAGUUAGUGAGUGCAUACAUUUUCAUACUGAUGUAUACUGACGUAUGUGACAUAGGUACAGUGAGGGAAAAAAGUAUUUGAUCCCCUGCUGAUUUUGUACGUUUGCCCACUGACAAAGAAAUAAUCAGUCUAUAAUUUUAAUGGUAGGUUUAUUUGAACAGUGAGAGACAACAACAAAAUCCAGAAAAACGCCAGAAAAAUCCAGGAAAACGCAUGUCAAAAAUUUGAUAAAUUGAUUUGCAUUUUAAUGAGUUGAAGUCAGAAGUUUACAGACACUUAGGUUGGAGUCAUUAAAACUUGUUUUUCAACCACUCCACACAUUUCUUGUUAACAAACUAUAGUUUUGGCAAGUCGGUUAGGACAUCUACUUUGUGCAUGACACAAGUAAUCUUCCAACAAUUGUUUACAGACAGAUUAUUUCAAUUCUAAUUCACUGUAUCACAAUUCCAGUGGGUCAGAAGUUUACAUACACUAAGUUGACUGCCUUUAAACAGCUUGGAAAAUUCCAGAAAAUGAUGUCAUGGCAUUAGAAGCUUCUGAUAGGCUAAUUUACAUAAUUUGAGUCAAUUGGAGGUGUACCUGUGGAUGUAUUUCAAGGCCUACCUUCAAACUCAAAAUAAAUCAGCCAAGACCUCAGAAAAACAAUUGUAGACCUCCACAAGUCUGUUUCAUCCUUGGGAGCAAUUUCCAAAUGCCUGAAGGUACCACGUUCAUCUGUACAAACAAUAGUACGCAAGUAUAUACACCAUGGGACCACGCAGCCGUCAUACCGCUCAGGAAGGAGACGUGUUCUGUCUCCUAGAGAUGAAAGUACUUUGGUGCGAAAAAUGCAAAUCAAUCCCAGAACAACAGCGAAGGACCUUGUGAAGAUGCUGGAGGAAACAGGUACAAAAGUAUCUAUAUCCACAGUAAAACGAGUCCUAUAUCGACAUAACCUGAAAGGCCACGCAGCAAGGAAGAAGCCACUGCUCCAAAACCGCCAUAAAAAAGCCAGACUACGGUUUGCAACUGCACAUGGGGACAAAGAUCGUACUUUUAGGAGAAAUGUCCCCUGGCCUAAUGAAACAAAAAUACAACUGUUUGGCCAUAAUGACCAUCGUCAUAUUUGGAGGAAAAUGGGGGAUCUUGCAAGCCGAAGAAGACCAUCCCAACCGUGAAGCACAGGGGUGGCAGCAUCAUGCUGUGGGGGUCAUGCUGCUACAGGAGGGACUGGUGCACAUCACAAAAUAGAUGGCAUCAUGAGGAAAGAAAAUGAUGUGGCUAUAUUGAAGCAACAUCUCAAGACAUCAGUCAGGAAGUUAAAGCUUGGUCGUAAAUGGGUCUUCCAAAUGGACAAUGACCCCAAGCAUACUUCCAAAGUUGUGGCAAAAUGGCUGAAGGACAACAAAGUCAAGGUAUUGGAGUGGCCAUCACAAAGCCCUGACCUCAAUCCUAUAGAACAUUUGUGGGCAGAACUGAAAAAGCAUGUGCGAGCAAGGAGGCCUACAAUCCUGAUUCAGUUACACCAGCUCUAUCAGGAGGAAUGGGCCAAAAUUUUAUUGUGGGAAGCUUGUGGAAGGCUACCCAAAACGUUUGACCCAAGUUAACCAAUUUAAAGGCAAUGCUACCAAAUACUAAUUGAGUGUAUGUAAACUUCUGACCCACUGGGAAUGUGAUGAAAGAAAUGAAAGCUGAAAUAAAUCAUUCUCUCUACUAUUAUAAUAAUAAUAUGCCAUUUAGCAGACGCUUUUAUCCAAAGCGACUUACAGUCAUGCGUGCAUACAUUUUUUUUUUGUGUAAGGGUGGUCCCGGGGAUCGAACCCACUACCUUGGCGUUACAAGCGCCGUGCUCUACCAGCUGAGCUACAGAGGACCACAAUUAUUCUGACAUUUCACAUUCUUAAAAUAAAGUGGUGAUCCUAACUGACCUAAGACAGUUUUUACUAGGAUUAAAUGUCAGGAAUUGUGAAAAACUGAGUUUAAAUAUAUUUGGCUAAGGUGUAUGUAAACUUCCGACUUCAACUGUAAGUAUUUGACCCCCUCUCAAUCAGAAAGAUGUCUGGCUCCAAGGUGUCUUUUAUACAGGUAACAAGCUGAUAUUAGGAGCACACUCUUAAAGGGAGUGCUCCUAAUCUCAGCUUGUUACCUGUAUAAAAGACACCUGUCCACAGAAGCAAUCAAUCAAUCAGAUUCCAAACUCUCCACCAUGGCCAAGACCAAAGAGCUCUCCAAGGAUGUCAGGGACAAGACUGUAGACCUACACAAGGUCUCCCUCGGCCUGUGGCUCCAUCCAAGAUCUCACCUCGUGGAGUUGCAAUGAUCAUGAGAACGGUGAGGAAUCAGCCCAGAACUACACGGGAGGAUCUUGUCAAUGUUCUCAAGGCAGCUGGGACCAUAGUCACCAAGAAAACAAUUGGUAACACACUAUGCCGUGAAGGACUGAAAUCCUGCAGCGCCCGCAAGGUCCCCCUGCUCAAGAAAGCACAUAUACAGGGCCGUCUGAAGUUUGCCAAUGAACAUCUGAAUGAUUCAGAGGAGAACUGGGUGAAAGUGUUUUGGUCAGAUGAGACCAAAAUCGAGCUCUUUGGCAUCAACUCAACUCGCCGUGUUUGGAGGAGGAGGAAUGCUGCCUAUGACCCCAAGAACACCAUCCCCACCGUCAAACAUGGAGGUGGAAACAUUAUGCUUUGGGGGUGUUUUUCUGCUAAGGGGACAGGACAACUUCACCGCAUCAAAGGGACGAUGGACGGGGCCAUGUACCAUCAAAUCUUGGGUGAGAACCUCCUUCCCUCAGCCAGGGCAUUGAAAAUGGGUCGUGGAUGGGUAUUCCAGCAUGACAAUGACCCAAAACACAGGGCCAAGGCAACAAAGGAGUGGCUCAAGAAGAAGCACAUUAAGGUCCUGGAGUGGCCUAGCCAGUCUCCAGACCUUAAUUCCAUAGAAAAUCUGUGGAGGGAGCUGAAGGUUCGAGUUGCCAAACGUCAGCCUCGAAACCUUAAUGACUUGGAGAAGAUCUACAAAGAGGAGUGGAACAAAAUCCCUCCUGAGAUGUGUGCAAACCUGGUGGCCAACUACAAGAAACGUCUGACCUCUGUGAUUGCCAACAAGGUUUUUGCCACCAAGUACUAAGUCAUGUUUUGCAGAGGGGUCAAAUACUUAUUUCCCUCAUUAAAAUGCAAAUCAAUUUAUAACAUUUUUGACAUGCGUUUUUCAGGAUUUUUUUGUUGUUAUUCUGUCUCUCACUGUUCAAAUAAACCUACCAUUAAAAUUAUAGACUGAUCAUGUCUUUGUCAGUGGGCAAACGUACAAAAUCAGCAGGGGAUCAAAUACUUUUUUCCCUCACUGUAUUCUUACUAGGCUUAAUACCCUGAUUCAAACACCCAUUAAGAGAACUCAUCUCAGUAGAAGUGAUGAUACCUUCUCCACUCCCCUGAGGAACUUGUCUGUUCCUGUGUAGUUCCUCUUAGGCUCAGUCAGUAACUCACACAGACAUGAGUUUUAUUGACGAAAGAAAGUCUGCCAAAGCAAAAACCUGAUGAAAAUGAAUUGAUAUGAAUUCUGUAAAAACAGAAAUAAUUUGCUCAGUGGGAAAUGAAUAUCCAACUAGUCAAUGACAACUGUGUGGAGUUUGGAGUUUGUGACAGCAACUAUGUGAGCUUAUUACAGUAUUAUAGACACUAUGUCCUGGGAUUUCCUAUGGUCUUCUACGUAGAUGAACCCCUUACCUUCUAACAACUCUUGUGUAGCUUGUGAGGGUCAUAGAGCGUGCAUGCUUGUGAGAGUCUCAGCUUUUCAUAGAUAUAUUCUUAUAGUUUGAAUCUCAAACCAUUCUGACUACAGACGUUUUUGUAAGAAAAGACACAGCCUGGGCCCCUUCGGGAUCUGCCCACACACCACUCUGGCUCAGCCCCUGUUAAUCACACAGACUAAUGGUUGGUACCAGCGUAUGCAGAGAAAUAGUCAAAUCUGAUGGUAUAACCAGAAGUCUGUAGCUCAAACACACAAUGUUUAAAAGGGGUUAGAAGUUCUAAAUUGGUGGGACUCAUUGGGUUAAGGAUCUAAUAACUUUCUCACUCAUCAUUAUUCACGAUUCAUUCAUGAUUAUCCAUAAUCAUGGUAGCAGCCACAUUAAUGUAGAAGUGUUCAGAAACACUUAUAUUCUUAUUUACAAUAAAAGUGACUCCAAAAUGGCACCACACGUUAUUUACUAUUGAUUUCUAUUGGGCACAACAUAAUCUGAAACACAACCAAAACAAACUGCAAAUGCAUGCAAAAUGUUUGUAGAGUCACAAGCUUGAUGUAAUCAUUGCAUGCUAGGAAUAUGGGACGAAAUACUACACUAUAAGUUAAUUUGUCCAAAUACUUGACACCUUGAAAUGAGGUGACUGAAUACGUAAAGUGCAUUUAUUUCUAAAUGGUAAAACAGAUAUUCAUGAAAAUACCCUCAAAUAAAAGGUGACAUUCUGUACUGUCGCCUCAUAUAAAACAUUUGAUCUCAAAUCCAAAAUCCCGGAGAAUAAUUAAAAGUUUUAGCUUCACUGUCAAAAUAAAUACGUAGGAUAGUGUAUGUAGCAAAUGUUUUCGAAUGGCCAGACAUCUGGAUUUUAUGUAAAUUAAAAAGGUAGCAGCAUCUGUCCCCAUCUCCUUAAUCAUGAGGAAUGACCCGUUGUUUCUGGCAGUGUUCUGAUACACAGACUGUCUGUCUUCUCUCCCUCUCUCCAUCCAGACGGCUGUCCAGGCCUGUGCAAUGGCCGCGGUCGCUGCACCCUAGAACAGAGCGGGUGGCACUGUGUGUGCCAGGCGGGCUGGAGCGGCAUAGGAUGCAACAUCGUCAUGGAGACAGAGUGUGAUGACAACACCGACAAUGACAGAGGUAAGGUCCCUGUGGAUGGUGGCCUGUCUGUGACUCAAUAAUGAUUAAUGACUUGACCUCCAGCGGCGGUGAAGGUCAGGAUGAGGAAAUAUUUAGGACCACUUCUCCUUCCCGACAUCUGAACCAACGAGCCUUUUCAUUUUCAUUUCCAUUUUCCUUUUGUUAGAUUAUCACUACAGUAGUUGCCAUGGCUCUCAGACCAAGGGGACCUCUAGGUUUUCUCUCAGUAAUUUACUGAUGGUGUGCUGCCUGCUGCUUGGCUCCUCUGAGGAUUAAUGCUUGAGCGUAGCCCCUGGUGUUCCAGUGAACAGGGAGCCAGAAAUGAGGCUUUGGAGCUCGGGUUCAAUGCCCAUGUCUUUGAGGGAAACGUAAAAGAGGGAGAAAAAGGCCAUUUGUUAAAGCAAGGGUAACCUAGUUGUUCCCUGACUUACAUCACAUGUUAUUGUUGUUUCAAAGUAAAAAAAAAGAGAAAGUCAAGUUUACAAUUAUGUAAUAUGAAAUGUAAAACAUGUUUGUGUAAUGUAGUAAUUACUGUAGUCUGGUAUAAUACAAAUUGUGAUUGACAGGUUAGAAAACAUAUUGCUUCUGUUUAGGCACCAUGUCUCAUCGAGAGCCAGCUUCUUCAUGUAUAUGUCCCUCUGUAUAUGAGGUGUACAUUGGCUACAUUAGACUGCAUCUAGUUCCUUUGUAUGUGGCAAAGGAGAUAAAAGCAUAAUACAGUUACCAUCAGUCAAGCUACCAUCUGGAAACAGGGAUGUGGUUGGAGUGUGAACUCCUUUACCUAAAAAAAGUAAAGUUUAUGAUAAUACAAUAUUAGGUGUAAUAUGUAGAAAUGAAGAGUCAUUAUGAAUUAAUUUAAAGUGACAGGCUACAAGAUAUACUGAUUCUGUUUGAGCACUAUGUCUCAUCCAAUUCCACUACAUGAGUCAGAUGUUUAAUUAAAAUGUACCUCUUUAUAUAAGGUGCAAAAUUGGCUACAUUAGACUGCAUCUAGUUCCUUUAAAUGUGCAGACAGAAGGCUGCGUUUACACAGGCAGCCCAAUUCAGAUCUUUUUUCAACUAAUUGGUCUUUUGACCAAUCAGAUUAGAAAAAGAUCUGAUGUGAAAAGAGCUGAUGUGAUUGGUCAAAAGACCAAUUCGUUGAAAAAAGAUCUGUAUUGGGCUGAAGUGUCAGAAGGUAAGAGCAUAAUAUUGUGUACAGCCUCUACAGUCUAGCUAGUGUCUGAAAAACAGGGAGAUGUGGAUUUGAGCGUGAACUCUUUUACCUCACCCACUCCUCAUGGUUUCCCAGCUCUGGCUGCUUGUACAAUUACCUCUUACCUUGACAGUGUUAAGUCAGAUUAUUUAUCCCAGGAAGCUUCUAGAUUGAAGCAAGACAGCUUCUUCACUUUAACAAUUAUUCAUUCUUUGCUAAUUUUCACAGUUUCUCUAGCCGUGUUAGUGUGCAUUCCCCUGUGUGUGCCUGUGCAUGUGAUAAGGCAGGCAUGUGCAGCGUGAUGUUAGUGUAUCUUUGUUUUGUUUGUGUUGAUCAUAAAUCAUGCACUGUAUUUUCUUUCCUCACCCACUACAAUAGAAAACAAAAUCACGUUCAGUUCAGUGAUGUGCGGCAACCUGGGCAGUAAACGUUCACUCUGUCAUUCUACAACCUAAAUGAAUGCUAUUCACGGCAGCUAUGACUCUCCCUUCAAAGAUGAUACCUCAGCAUUGUGUGUGAGUUCUUAUGACUGAUGGGAAUCUUGGAUGAUGUACAUUCAUUUUGGCCCUCCUUUGAUGGAGAGGGAAACUGUAGGAGGCUCAAAUUGGCAGACACUCCAACAAAGGAGAGGAGGAAAUAAUCACCCCAUGCCAAUUACUUCCCCAAGCCAAUAUAUAUAUGUCAAAAUCCCAGAACAUAUUCCUAUUUUCAUCUCAUCUCAACUCCAUUAGAAAUGCCAUUUAUAUUCCAAAUGAGGCCUCAUCAGAGGCAUUGGUUGAAAAAACUAAAUGGCAAAUGAUCACCUGAAAAAGAGCAGUGAUUAAGAGAAAAGAUAAUGACUUUUCCAACCAGCUGUAAAUGAGUUGCUAUAACUACAAAUUACCAUCCAGUCUUCAUUAUGAACAUGGUGGCUGUGCAUUGCUGAUGCACAAUGCUUUGUUUUACUUUUGCAGCUAUGGAGUGCAUUAAUUAUACAACAAUAGAUCCAGAACAUGGAUAGCAAUUGUCACCCAAAGAAAUGUUUUCUUCAUGAUUUUAUUGCAUUGUUUAUUUGUUGAUUAUGUAAGUAUCGUGGCAAUGGCAGGUACAGUACAGGUGCCAUUGUUCUUAGAUACAUUAUUGUUGUGAGAUGUUCUAAUAUUGUAACCACCAAAAUGAAUGCAUUUUGGUCAUGACCAGUGUAGUUACGGCCAACCCUGCCAACCAGCUAAUGGCUGGGCACCAGGCCUCUAAUUUCCCGGCGGCCAUGGCCGUCGUUGCCCCCUUGUGUGGCCGUAAUGCCCCUAAACAUAUUCAUGCCUUGUGGCCGUUGUGCCCUUGGGCUGAAUAUAAUAAUUAUAAUUCCCUUCCCCCUGCUGCCAAUCGCUCCGAAGCACCUCUCACUCACAUGGCUCUCUCAGAUAUCUAAAUUCUUAUUAGCCAAUGCCCGUCACGUGAUCGGGUCCUUCUCACAGGCAUCGCAGCUCUGAAGUAGGCUACAAGUGAAGCCAGACACAACGGGGAUGCUGCGGCGUGCAUAUUGAAGAUGUUAGAAGAACUGUCCACAUUUACUUUUCAUCAGCCAACAAGAUGAGUAAGCCUAACGAACAGCAAAAGCACUAGCCUAUGUCAAUCUACUAAUUAUUUAUGUACAUUUACAUACACAAUUUAAUUGACUAUUUUGGUUAAUAGUCUUGGUGCCCUAGCAGAUGGCCUUGGUGCCCUGGCAGAUUCGGCACCUCUUGAAGGCCAAAUGGACUUGCCCCUAAAAUCAUGACAUUUUAGGCCUGCUGGGCACGGUGCCGCCCUUACUUUGGCAAUCCAGCUCUGAAUGGGGAUAUUAUGGCUCUCGGCCCAGUAGUUAUGCUGCUGUGUUAGCCAGUUGUUUACUGAAUUUAAGCUUGUCACUUUUAUUUGGCACAUACUGUAUCAUUACACCUUGUUACAUUAUGUUAACAUAGUUACUAUCUUAUUACAUUACCUUAGUAUAGUUCCUAUCUUAUUAUAUUCUGUAAACAGACUUAACAUUUUAUUCUGAAUUAAUUCCGCAUUGCACUUAUAUUUGCCAUACUUUUAAAAUAAAGCAUAUUUACAUAUCGCGGAAGGUGUGUACAAAAGAACAAGAGACAUUAUUCUGCUUUUAAUUACCAAUGCAAUUUUGCUGUGAUGAAUGUCAGCAUUCACUUAAGCACAAUUUAAACUGGCUGUGUGAGAGGAGUCUAUGGAUUUAAUGGACCCGAUGCGCUGCCCUUGCUCAGACCCACAUUAUAUUAGACAUUAAAGAGAACAUAAUUAGGAAGGCACUAUACUGCAAUUAUAGAGCGGCAAGUAAGUGCAGUAUACUGUAUUGAGACUGUAUAAAUCAGAAGUGCAUUUUGCUCCUUGUCAGAAAUCAUCUAGACCAGGGGUCUCCAACCUUUUCUAGCAUGAGAGCUACUUUUAAAUUAUGAAACAUGUCGCGAGCUACUCAUAAUUUUUUUCCUAGCUUUCGAAUAGGCACUCUUUGUAUUUUCCCGAAUACUGUUUUCUCAGUUGUAUUUUUCCUGGUUUGGGAUAUUUUCAGUUUUUCACUCUCAAUAUUACAAUUAUUCAUAGACGUGGAGAUGCUGAUGAAUAACAAUAUAUCUAGCUGCUAGAUACAGUAUAUUGUUAUUCAUCAGUAUCUCCACGUUUUUCAUGUUUAAAUCAUCACAGCAAAGCCAUGUCUAACUGAUCUUGAUUACUGUGUGUUAAAGGCUCAAUAGGGUGGAGUGGAUGUACUCCCACUUUGGAGAAACAUUAUCGAUGUAUUCUAUAUAAUUUGGAAAUUUGAUUUACAGUUUCAAACCACUUGAGAGAUUUUAUCUCAAUUUCGCAUGGUCCUCUGUGCUUUGAAUGUUAUGUAGUCCUCCCACUUGUAUUACAUUGUGAGCCUGAGAUACUGUACAGUGUAGACUUAGCUGUGAUGAUGUUGUGUUAUUGUGUUGGUGUAGAUGGCCUGACAGACUGUGUGGACCCAGACUGCUGCCAGCAGCCUAGCUGCCACAGUGGGCCUCUGUGCCAGGGCUCCCCGGACCCCCUGGACCUAAUCCAGCAGAGCCAGACACCCUUCGCCUCGCUCCUCUCACGCCUCUUCUAUGACCGUGUCCACUUCCUGGUUGGGAAGGACAGCACCCAUGUCUUCCCUGGAGACAUCCCAUUCGACAGCAGGUAGAGUAGAUAAUAGAUAGUUUGCAUGGAUGAACAGAAAUAGCUUGUUAUACUGUAGAAUCACACUGAACAAACAUAUGCAACAUGUAAAGUGUUGGUCCCACGUUUCAUCAGCUGAAAUAAAAGAUCCCAGAAAUUUUCCAUACGCACAAAAAGCUUCUUUCUCUCAAAUGUUUUGCACUAAUUUCUUUACAUCCCUGUUAGUGAGCAUUUCUCCUUUGCUAAGAUAAUCCAUCCACGUGACAGGUGUGGCAUAUCAAGAAGCUGAAAAAGGCCACUCUAAAAUGUACAGUUUUGUCACACAACACAAUGUCACAGAUGUCUCAAGUUUUGAGGAAGCGUGCAAUUGGCAUGCUAACUGCAGGAAGGUCCACUAGAGCUGUUGCCAGAUAAUUUCCUGUUAAUUUCUCUACCAAAAGCUGCCUCCAACGUAGUUUUAGAGAAUUUGGCAGUACAUCCAAUCGGCCUCACAACCGCAGACCACGUGUAACUACGCCAGCCCAGGACCUCCACAUCCAGCUUCUUCAACUGCUGGAUGGUCUGAGACCAGCCACCCGUACAGCUGAUGAAACUGUGGGUUUGCACAAUCGAAGAAUUUCUGCACAAACUGUCAGAAACCGUCUCAGGGAAGCUCAUCUGCUUGCUUGUCUUCAUCACCAGGGUCUUGACCUGACUGCAGUUCGGUGUCGUAACUGACUUUAGUGGGCAAAUGCUCACCUUCGAUGGCCACUGGCACGCUGGAAAAGUGUGCUCUUUAGGAUGAAUCCCGGUUUCAACUGUACCGGGCAGAUGGCAGACAACAUAUAUGGCGUCGUGUGGGCGAGCGGUUUGCUGAUGUCAACAUUGUGACAGUGCCCCAAGGUAGCGGUGGGGUUAUGGUAUGGGCAGACAUAAGCUACGGACAGCGAACACAAUAGCAUUUUAUCGAUGGCAAUUUGAAUGCACAGAGAUACCGUGAUGAGAUCCUGAGGCCCAUUAUCGUGCCAUUCAUCCGCCGCCAUCACCUUUCAGCAUGAUAAUGCACGGCCCCAUGUCGCAAGGAUCUAUACACAAUUCCUGGAAACUGAAAAUGUCCCAGUUCUGCCAUGGCCUACAUACUUACCAGACAUGUCACCCAUUGAGCAUGUUUGGGAUGCUCUGGAUCGACGUGUACAACAGCGUGUUCCAGUUCUCGCCAAUAUCCAGCAACUUCGCACACCCAUUGAAGAGGAGUGGGACAACAUUCCACAGGCCACAAUCAACAGCCUGAUCAACUCUAUGCGAAGCAAAUGAUGGUCACACCAGAUAUUGACUGGUUUUCAGAUCCACGCCCCCACUUUUUUUAAAGGUAUCUGUGACCAACAGAUGCAUGUCUGUAUUCCCAGUCAUGUGAAAUCCAUAGAUUAAGGCCUAAUGAAUUUAUUUCAUUUGACUGAUUUCCUUUUAUGAACUGUAACUCAGUAAAAUCUUUGAAAUUGUUGCAUGUAGCGUUUAUAUUUUUGUUCAGUGUAUCAUUGCCACUGAAGUACAGAUCCCGUUCUACAUAGCUAUUUGUAGGCUACCACAGUGAAUGGAUAUAGCACAUUUGCCUUUGUCAACUGAACUGGAAAACACUGCAACUUGUUAUAGUAGAAUGUAUUUACCCAGUGAAAUAAAACCUGCUCUCUCCUAGCCGAGCCUCAGUGAUCCGGGGGCAGGUGGUAGCAGUAGACGGGACCCCACUGGUGGGGGUAAACAUCAGCUUCCAGCAGUACCCCGAAUUCGGCUUCUCUGUCAGUCGCCAGGAUGGCAGGUAGGUAGACAGUGGUCAAGUAUUGUAUGUGGAUACUAUAGUAAACUGGCUUAUGAUGCUGAGAUAGUCUUGCUCUUAUUUGUGUUGAUUCUGUUCCUGUAGUUUUGACCUAGUGGCUGCAGGGGGCAUCUCAGUCUCCCUGAUCUUCCAGAGGGCUCCCUUCCUCAUGCAGAAACGCACCGUCUGGUUACCAUGGAACCAGUUUGUGGUUGUAGAGAAGGUCACCAUGUCGAGGGUGGAGUCUCGCCCCCUUGUGUGUGACCUGAAGAACCUGGUCAGUCCCUACCCAAUCGUCCUCCCCUCCCCUCUCACCCGUUUCGCCAGCACCUGUGAGGAGCGAGGCCCAGCCAUCCCUGAGCUGCAGGUACAGUAGACUGCCCACUCACCAGCCAGUAAUAAACAUAAUAUAUACAGUAAUAUACAGUCCCAGUGGUGCUCAUUCAGCUUACAACCUAUACUCUACUCGCAAUAUCAUGUUAUGAUGACUUCCAGGUGUAAGUGAUAAAUGGUUGUUUUUAUUCCAAUUGCUGCAUUUUUCUUUAGUAGGAGAUUGAAAUGUUAGUUUUUUUCGUUCUUCUGCAUCCUGUCAAAUUUUCACCAGGUUCAUAUUGUACCUGUGAAAUCAUCUUAGAAUCUCACACUAAUCAGUUGCCGGGGCGCUUUAUUCACAGAGCUGCCAUCUGCUUGCUAUUUUCUCCCCCGAUCCCCCGAUCCCCCUGAUAUUCCUAUCUCUUUGGAACUGUGUUUUGCAGCGUGUAGACGACUAGACGUCCUAGUUUGUUGUGGGAGAUAAUGGAACUGAUAGUGAUUUUAAUGAGGAGCCAGUUCAGAAUGAUUGAAGCUGUGAGCAGUGAAGGGUGGGAGUGGGGGUUAGAUCAUCAGCAGUAAUUAAAAUGUCCUCCUGUACAUUGCUAAUGAUAUAGGAUAUAUAGUUGUUAUUUAGUAUUCUAGGGGCAACGUGUUACAAAUAAUGUUCAAAGUUAGAAAAGUGUCAAGUAUCGUUAUUUUGAUUUGGUUUCAAGAAAGUGAUAUACACUACGUGCAAGUAUAUCUUGGAGCGAGUACAAACACCAAGUGAUCAAAGAUUCUUUACUGAAAAAGUUUUUAAAUGUUUCUAUACGUACAGUCUGUAUCCUUGGGGCUUGUGAAGCUUUUCCAACCCCUGGUUACCAAUAGCACGUAAUAACAGCAGGCGAAAUAUUUUAUCCUCCUCCUCAGGCUGUCCAAGAGGAGAUCACCAUCCCUGGCAGUUUCUUAAAGCUCAGCUACCUGAGCACCCGCUCCCCUGGCUACAAGUCUCUGUUACGCAUCAUCUUAACCCACUCCAUCAUCCCCACUGGCCUGGCUAAGGUGCACGUAUCCUCCGCCAUCGAGGGACGCCUCUUCCAGAAGUGGUUCCCUGCCGCCCCCAACCUGGUCUAUGUCCUGGCCUGGAACAAGACUGAUGUCUAUGGGCAGAAAGUGUUGGGCCUGGCCCAAGCUCUGGGUAAGAUAGUAUGGAGCACUUGAAUCAUAUACAUUCAGAUUCCCUAUAGGGCAAAUAUAAUGUGCUGUAUUUCACUCCCUUGACAGUUUACACCCAAGGGAUGAAAGCAAGCAAGAAUUCUCCAUUGGGUAACUGCGAGAGACAAUCUGUAGAUAAUGGCAGAUAAAUAUCUAUUAAGACAGUAUAAUGUUCAACAGUGUAACAGCAGAACAGCAUGUUACUUUUGUUAUACUUUAUCUUUAGAUAAUACACUGCUCAAAAAAAUAAAGGGAACACUAAAAUAACACAUCCUAGAUCUGAAUGAAUGAAAUAAUCUUAUUAAAUACUUUUUUGACAACAAAAUCACACAAAAAUGAUCAAUGGAAAUCAAAUUCAUCAACCCAUGGAGGUCUGGAUUUGGAGUCACCCUCAAAAUUAAAGUGGAAAACCACACUACAGGCUGAUCCAACUUUUAUGUAAUGUCAUUAAAACAAGUCAAAAUGAGGCUCAGUAGUGUGUGUGGUCUCCACGUGCCUGUAUGACCUCCCUACAACGCCUGGGCAUGCUCCUGAUGAGGUGGCGGAUGGUCUCCUGAGGGAUCUCCUCCCAGACCUGGACUAAAGCAUCCGCCAACUCCUGGACAGUCUGUGGUGCAACGUGGCGUUGGUGGAUGGAGCGAGACAUGAUGUCCCAGAUGUGCUCAAUUGGAUUCAGGUCUGGGGAACAGACGGGCCAGUCCAUAGCAUCAAUGCCUUCCUCUUGCAGGAACUGCUGACACACUCCAGCCACAUGAGGUCUAGCAUUGUCUUACAUUAGGAGGAACCCAGGGCCAACCGCACCAGCAUAUGUUCUCACAAGGGGUCUGAGGAUCUCAUCUCGGUACCUAAUGGCAGUCAGGCUACCUCUGGCGAGCACAUGGAGGGCUGUGCAGCCCCCCAAAGAAAUGCCACCCCACACCAUGACUGUUCCACCGCCAAACCGGUCAUGCUGGAGGAUGUUGCAGGCAGCAGAACAUUCUCCACGGCGUCUCCAGACUCUGUCAAGUCUGUCACAUGUGCUCAGUGUGAACCUGCUUUCAUCUGUGAAGAGCACAGGGCGCCAGUGGCGAAUUUGCCAAUCUUGGUGUUCUCUGGCAAAUGCCAAACGUCCUGCACGGUGUUGGGCUGUAAGCACAAACCCCACCUGUGGAUGUCGGGCCCUCAUACCACCCUCAUGGAGUCUGUUUCUGACCAUUUGAGCAGACACAUGCACAUUUGUGGCCUGCUGGAGGUCAUUUUGCAGGGCUCUGGCAGUGCUCCUCCUGCUCCUCCUUGCACAAAGGCGGAGGUAGCAGUCCUGCUGCUGGGUUGUUGCCCUCCUACGGCCUCCUCCACGUCUCCUGAUGUACUGGCCUGUCUCCUGGUAGCGCCUCCAUGCUCUGGACACUACGCUGACAGACACAGCAAAUCUUCUUGCCACAGCUCGCAUUGAUGUGCCAUCCUGGAUGAGCUGCACUACCUGAGCCACUUGUGUGGGUUGUAGACUCCGUCUCAUGCUACCACUAGAGUGAAAGCACCGCCAGCAUUCAAAAGUGACCAAAACAUCAGCCAGGAAACAUAGGAACUAAGAAGUGGUCUGUGGUCACCACCUGCAAAACCAGUCCUUUAUUGGGGGUGUCUUGCUAAUUGCCUAUAAUUUCCACCUGUUGUCUAUUCCAUUUGCACAACAGCAUGUGAAAUGUAUUGUCAAUCAGUGUUGCUUCUUAAGUGGACAGUUUGAUUUCACAGAAGUGUGAUUGACUUGGAGUUACAUUGUGUUGUUUAAGUGUUCCCUUUAUUUUUUUGAGCAGUGUACAAUCACACAGAGCUCGUCCCCUGUAGCUCAGUUGGUAGAGCAUGGCGCUUGCAACGCCAGGGUUGUGGGUUCGUUUCCCAUGGGGGGCCAGUAUGAACAUGUAUGCACUCACUGACUGUAAGUCGCUCUGGAUAAGAGCGUCUGCUAAAUGAUGCAAAUGUAAAGAGAUUGUCAGUGUGUUAAUGGUCAGUAGUAUGAAAGCCUGAGAGAUUUUUCAAGGGCCACAUAUAAACUCUAUAUCAGUGGUUGAUUUAGUGUGCCGUCUGCCUAUUGGGAGCUACAGCUCUGAUGCAUUGUUGCAAUUUGUCUUAAUGGAGAGAGUGUUACAAAUCUAAAUGGAAUAGAAAGCAGGAGACACCCAGCUAGCACAUUUGGUUCCUUGGAAGUUGUGGGAACGUAUGUUUUUGGUUUCCCAUUGGUUCUGGGAACGGUAAAACUGAAAGUAGUUUAAAUGUUCUGAGAACAGAAGUGAACAUUUCGCCUGUUCUGGGAACUAAAAUGUUUAGUUGCAAGGAGGUUCUGAGAACGUUUUACUAUGGUUCCCUGAAAGUUUUCCUGGGAGGUUUUAUUACCGUUUUGAGAUCGGAAAUUAUAGGUUAUUUUGAGGUUUUUGAAUAACUUACUUAAAAUGUUCACUGAAUGUUUCAAUAAUACGUUUAAUAAUACUGCUAGCUUAGUUUGGGUUAACUGUUUUGAACUCCAAGCACAGGUAGGACAUAUAGAAAUUAAUUUGCUUGGCAUUAAUCAUGCAAACACAUAAAUUUUUUAUUGUGGCAUGGCGUCAGGGAGAUUUUAACAUACAGUGCCUUGCAAAAGUAUUCAUCCCCCUUGGCAUUCUUCCUAUUUUGUUGUAUUACAACCUGUAAUUUAAAUGGAUUUUUAUUUGGAUUUCAUGUAAUGGACAUACAGAAAAUAGUCCAAAUUGGUGAAAUGAAAUGAACAAAAUAACUUGUUUAAAAAAAUAAAUAACGGAAAAGUGGUGCGUGCAUAUGUAUUCACCCCUUUUGCUGUGAAGCUCCUAAAUAAGAUUUGGUGCAACUAAUUACCUUCAGAAGUCACAUAAUUAGUUAAAUAAAGUAUAAAGUGUCACAUGAUCUGUCACAUGAUCUCAGUAUAUAUACACCUGUUCUGAAAGGUUCCAGAGUCUGCAACACCACUACGCAAGUGGUAUCACCAAGCAAGCGGCACCAUGAAGACCAAGGAGCUCUCCAAACAGGUCAGGGACAGAGUUGUGGAGAAGUACAGAUCAGGGUUGGGUUAUAAAAAAAAUCAGAAACUUUGAACAUCCCACGGAGCACCAUUAAAUCCAUUAUUAAAAAAUUUAAAGAAUAUGGCACCACAACAAACCUGCCAAGAGAGGGCCGCCCACCAAAACUCACGGACCAGGCAAGGAAGGCAUUAAUCAGAGAGGCAACAAAGAGACCAAAGAUAACCCUGUAGGAGCUGCAAAGCUCCACAGCGAAGAUUGGAGUAUCUGUCCAUAGGACCACUUUAAGUUGUACAUUCCACAGAGCUGGGCUUUACGGAAGAGUGGCAAAGAAAAAAGCCAUUGCUUGAAGAAAGAAAUAAGCAAACAUGUUUGGUGUUCGCCAAAAGGCAUGUGGGAGACUCCCCAAACAUAUGGAAGAAGGUACUCUGGUCAGAUGAGACUAAAAUUGAGCUUUUUGGCCAUCAAGGAAAACGGUAUGUCUGGCGCAAACCCAACACCUCUCAUCACCCCGAGAACACCAUCCCCACAGUGAAGCAUGGUAGUGGCAGCAUCAUGCUGUGGGGAUGUUUUUCAUCGGCAGGGACUGGGAAACUGGUCAGAAUUGAAGGAAUGAUGGAUGGCACUAAAUACAGGGAAAUUCUUGAGGGAAACCUGUUUCAGUCUUCCAGAUUUUGAGAGUGGGAUGGAGGUUCACCUUCCAGCCGGACAAUGACCCUAAGCAUACUGCUAAAGCAACACUCGAGUGGUUUAAGGGGAAACAUUUAAAUGUCUUGGAAUGGCCUAGUCAAAGCCCAGACCUCAAUCCAAUUGAGAAUCUGUGGUAUGACUUAAAGAUUGCUGUACACCAGCGGAACCCAUCCAACUUGAAGGAGCUGGAGCAGUUUUGCCUUGAAGAAUGGGCAAAAAUCCCAGUGGCUAGAUGUGCCAAGCUUAUAGAGACAUACCCCAAGAGACUUGCAGCUGUAAUUGCUGCAAAAGGUGGCUCUACAAAGUAUUGACUUUUGGUGGGGUGAAUAGUUAUGCACACUCAAGUUCUCUUUUUUUGUCUUAUUUCUUGUUUGUUUCACAAUAAAAAAUAUUUUGCAUCUUCAAAGUGGUAGGCAUGUUGUGUAAAUCAAAUGAUGUAAACCCCCCCAAAAUCCAUUUUAAUUCCAGGUUGUAAGGCAACAAAAUAGGAAAAAUGCCAAGCGGGGUGAAUACUUUCGCAAGCCACUGUAUGAUCUUCUGUUGUCUAUCUAUGGAAUUAUUCCACUGCGCCACCAGGAUGGAGCUAGCAUGCCAUGUUUUUUUAAAUCAUACAAAGCUGUUAAUUUUUGUCUAUUCAAACAGACCCCAUUUAAAAGGAAACAAGCACACAUUAAGAGCAGGUGUGGCCAAUUAGUGGGUGCAGCCAACACACCUGAACACACUUAACAAGAUAGAGUUUUGUAGACGCUGAGAACGGAAUGUAUAUGUUUUUCAAUAACAUUCUUUGAACCUUACUAAUGUUUUCUUGUGGUUUUUAUGGAAAGUUUUCUUAAUGUUCUGAGAACGAACAUGACUUUAAAUAGAACCAUGAGGAAACCUGCAGAAAACGUUAUGCUGAAGUACUGAGAACGUUGUUUCUUAACGUUCUCUGAACUACUUGAGUACAUUCCCAAUGUCAAACAAGUUGGAGAAUGUUCCUAGAACAUUACUAAACAAUUUAAUUAAAUGUAACCAUGUUUGAACUUUUAGGAAAUUAAAGUAUUGAAAUACCAAGAAAAUUACGUUAUUCUGUCAAUUUCCUUAAAUGUGCUGAGAAUGUUCCCAAGCCAAGCAACUAUCCUGCACCAUUCCCAGAACGUUGUGGGAAGGUUGUAUGCAAAAUAACCAUAGGAUAACCACGCGCUCACCAAGCUCUAAGAAACGUAUACAGUGGGGAGAACAAGUAUUUGAUACACUGCCGAUUUUGCAGGUUUUCCUACUUACAAAGCAUGUAGAGGUCUGUACUUUUUAUCAUAGGUACACUUCAACUGUGAGAGACGGAAUCUAAAACAAAAAAAAUCCAGAAAAUUACAUAGUAUGAUUUUUAAGUAAUUAAUUUUCAUUUUCUUGCAUGACAUAAGUAUUUGAUACAUCAGAAAAGCAGAACUUAAUAUUUGGUACAGAAACCUUUGUUUGCAAUUACAGAGAUCAUACGUUUCCUGUAGGUCUUGACCAGCUUUGCACACACUGCAGCAGGGAUUUUGGCCCACUCCUCCAUACAGACCUUCUCCAGAUCCUUCAGGUUUCGGCUGUCGCUGGGCAAUACGGACUUUCAGCUCCCUCCAAAGAUUUUCUAUUAGGUUCAGGUCUGGAGACUGGCUAGGCCACUCCAGGACCUUGAGAUGCUUCUUACGGAGCCACUCCUUAGUUGCCCUGGCUGUGUGUUUCGGGUCGUUGUCAUGCUGGAAGACCCAGCCACGACCCAUCUUCAAUGCUCUUACUGAGGGAAGGAGGUUGUUGGCCAAGAUCUCGCGAUACAUGGCCCCAUCCAUACUCCCCUCAAUACGGUGCAGUCGUCCUGUCCCCUUUGCAGAAAAGCAUCCCCAAAGAAUGAUGUUUCCACCUCCAUGCUUCACGGUUGGGAUGGUGUUCUUGGGGUUGUACUCAUCCUUCUUCUUCCUCCAAACACGGUGAGAGGCGUUUAGACCAAAAAGCUCUAUUUUUGUCUCAUCAGACCACAUGACCUUCUCCCAUUCCUCCUCUGGAUCAUCCAGAUGGUCAUUGGCAAACUUCAGACGGGCCUGGACAUGCGCUGGCUUGAGCAGGGGGACCUUUCGUGCGCUGCAGGAUUUUAAUCCAUGACGGCGUAGUGUGUUACUAAUGGUUUUCUUUGAGACUGUGGUCCCAGCUCUCUUCAGGUCAUUGACCAGGUCCUGCCGUGUAGUUCUGGGCUGAUCCCUCACCUUCCUCAUGAUCAUUGAUGCCCCACGAGGUAAGAUCUUGCAUGGAGCCCCAGACCGAGGGUGAUUGACCGUCAUCUUGAACUUCUUCCAUUUUCUAAUAAUUGCGCCAACAGUUGUUGCCUUCUCACCAAGCUGCUUGCCUAUUGUCCUGUAGCCCAUCCCAGCCUUGUGUAGGUCUACAAUUUUAUCCCUGAUGUCCUUACACAGCUCUCUGGUCUUGGCCAUUAUGGAGAGGUUGGAGUCUGUUUGAUUGAGUGUGUGGACAGGUGUCUUUUAUACAGGUAACGAGUUCAAACAGGUGCAGUUAAUACAGGUAAUGAGUGGAGAACAGGAGGGCUUCUUAAAGAAAAACUAACAGGUCUGUGAGAGCCGGAAUUCUUACUGGUUGGUAGGUGAUCAAAUACUUAUGUCAUGCAAUAAAAUGCAAAUUAAUUACUUAAAAAUCAUACAAUGUGAUUUUCUGGAUUUUUUUUAGAUUCCGUCUCUCACAGUUGAAGUGUACCUAUGAUAAAAAUUACAGACCUCUAAAUGCUUUGUAAGUAGGAAAACCUGCAAAAUCGGCAGUGUAUCAAAUACUUGUUCUCCCCACUGUAGUUCUUAGAACAUUAUGUGCUAGCUGGGCACUCUUAUCUCUUUCACACACUAUGAGCAUGUCUCUCUUGAUUGCUCCAUGUAUUACUAUCAGAUACCAGAGAGUUUCUUGAUUGCCUGGCUGGUGUGCAUGCAUUGGAAUCCUUUCUCACUGAAUGCACGGUUAAUUUGUGUGUAUUCAGCUCCUUGAUGGUGGAUAUGAUGCACUGUGGUUAAUAGUCUGUGAUACGUUACAGACCGAACACAUGGCACAAUUAGAAACAACAUCCAAACUAAAUUGAAAUUCAAAACACAUAUUUUGUUAUGGGGCAAACAUAUUUUCAUCCACACGAAACCAGAAGAAGAGAUAAGGAAAUGAGACAGGCUCUAAUUUAUUCAUUUAUCUUUAUGUACCAGUGGGAAUUGAGCUCAACCUCAAACCUCAUACUUUCUAUCUCUCGCUCACGCUUUCUCUCCCUCCUUCCUCCUCACCAUCCCUCUCUCCGUUGCCAAUAGUAACAGGCUGAUCUAUCAUGGUGAGACAGGCAGGAGCCUGUAGCUACUCUGUGUAACUGACUAUGUCCUGCUUGUUGUGUGUGUGUGUUUGUGUGUGCUUCCUUCGCAUGUGUUUGUGUGGGUGAGAGAGGAAGAGAGAGAGAGCAAGACAGCAAGACAGAGCGACAAAAAUUGUGUGAGCGUGCACACAUACUGGGUGGAUGCAGCAGAGCAUGAUGGUAUCAGUGAUGCAUUAAAAAGGCUCCGGAGACUCGCAGACUGUUAGCACAUCCAGGCUCCGCUAUAAUCACUGUGCUGCAUCGUUCCAGCCUCUGCCUUGACCACAGCAACUCUAGAUUCAAGCAAUUGUACACUGUGCAGAAGCUAGCCGCACCAUCAUAAAAGCAUUAGGGGUUGUUGUUUUCCAGGUAUGUCUCAUUGUAAAUGCAAUAACAACAGUGUAGUACAUGCAAUAACAACAGUGUAAUGAAUGCAUUGGCGGCGUCACAUUAACGGCCAAGUGGUCUAUUGUGUUCCAGUCUCUGUAGGCUAUGAGUAUGAGUCAUGUGCUGACUACAUUGUGUGGGAGAGAAGGAUGGCUCAGCUGCAGGGCUUUGAGAUGAUUGCCUCCAACCUAGGGGGCUGGUCCCUGGACAAGCACCACAUCCUUAACCUCCAAAGCGGUGAGGGCUCUGCCUGUUCCUCUGUAUCACAAUUCCAUUCAACAGUACUUUACCCUAAGCCUACCUGACCUGACACUAUUUCAUACCUGGUUAUCCAGUAGGAAUAUUGUGAAGACAUUCUUGCCAAACUAUCAUUGUUUUUACUUCCAUUUAAAAUGACUUGAUAUAGACUAGUACAAUGCAUUAUUCUUGGUCUUGUUGAACUUUGAAGAUUCUAGGAAGGACUGGAUUGGAUUAUAAUUGCUAGUUGUCCUUAAACUCCAGGUGUCCUACACAAAGGGAAUGGAGAGAACAUCUUCAUCUCCCAGCAACCGCCAGUCAUCCACACAGUGAUGGGGACGGGGUAUGUGCGCACCAUCCCCUGCCCCAACUGUAACGGCCUUGCCCUGGGCAGCAAGCUCUACGCUCCUGUCGCUAUCACUUGUGGCUCCGACGGCAGCAUCUACAUUGGCGACUUCAACUUCAUCAGAAGGAUUCUACCCAAUGGAUUUGCUAUUAGCAUUCUAGAACUGAGGUGACACUUUAAGACUAACAGUUAAAGCAGCAAUAUGUAACUUUUUGGGCAACUCAACCAAAUUCACAUAGAAAUAUGUGUUCUAGAUAUGUCAUUCUCAUUGAAAGCAAGUCUAAGAAGUGGUAGAUAUGUUCUAUGUGCGCUAUUUCUAUUCUUUAUAUUUCACAGCGGUUUAGAUGGUAAAGUUAUUCUCUACACUAUACUUCCUUGUUUUGUCACAUAAACUGAAAUUAGGUGAACUAUUAGAAUUUCAGUGUUUUUCUGUGAUUAUGUACAGUUGAAGUCGGAAGUUUACAUACACUUAGGUUGGAGUCAUUAAAACUCGUUUUUCAACCACUCCACACAUUUCUUGUUAACAAACUAUACUUUUGGCAAGUUGGUUAGGACAUCUACUUUGUGCAUGACACAAGUAAUUUUUCCAACAAUUGUUUACAGACAGAUUAUUUCACUUAUAAUUCACUGUAUCACAAUUCCAGUGGGUCAGAAGUUUACAUACACUAAGUUGACUGUGCCUUUAAACAGCUUGGAAAAUUCCAGAAAAUGAUGUCAUGGCAUUAGAAGCUUCUGAUAGGCUAAUUUACAUAAUUUGAGUCAAUUGGAGGUGUACCUGUGGAUGUAUUUCAAGGCCUACCUUCAAACUCAAAAUAAAUCAGCCAAGACCUCAGAAAAACAAUUGUAGACCUCCACAAGUCUGUUUCAUCCUUGGGAGCAAUUUCCAAAUGCCUGAAGGUACCACGUUCAUCUGUACAAACAAUAGUACGCAAGUAUAUACACCAUGGGACCACGCAGCCGUCAUACCGCUCAGGAAGGAGACGUGUUCUGUCUCCUAGAGAUGAAAGUACUUUGGUGCGAAAAAUGCAAAUCAAUCCCAGAACAACAGCGAAGGACCUUGUGAAGAUGCUGGAGGAAACAGGUACAAAAGUAUCUAUAUCCACAGUAAAACGAGUCCUAUAUCGACAUAACCUGAAAGGCCGCUAAGCAAGGAAGAAGCCACUGCUCCAAAACCGGUUUGCAACUGCACAUGGGGACAAAGAUCGUACUUUUUGGAGAAAUGUCCCCUGGUCUAAUGAAACAAAAAUACAACUGUUUGGCCAGAAUGACCAUCGUUAUGUUUGGAGGGAAAAGGGGGUUGCUUGCAAGCCGAAGAACACCAUCCCAACCGUGAAGCAGGUGGUGGCAGCAUCAUGCUGUGGGGGUGCUUUGCUGCAGGAGGGACUGGUGCACUUCACAAAAUAGAUGGCAUCAUGAGGAAGGAAAAUUAUAUGGAUAUAUUGAAGAGACAUCUCAAGACAUCAGUCAGGAAGUUAAAGCUUGGUUGCAAAUGGGUCUUCCAAAUGGACAAUGACCCCAAGCAUACUUCCAAAGUUGUGGCAAAAUGGCUUAAGGACAACAAAGUCAAGGCAUUGGAGUGGCCAUCACAAAGCGUGAACUGAAAAAGCGUGUGCGAGCAAGGAGGCCUACAAACCUGACUCAGUUACACCUGCUCUGUCAAGAGGAAUGAGCCAAAAUUCACCCAACUUAUUGUGGGAAGCUUGUGGAAGGCUACCCGAAACGUUUGACCCAAGUUAAACAAUUUAAAGGCAACGCUACCAAAUACUAAUUGAGUGUAUGUAAACUUCUGACCCACUGGGUAUGUGAUGAAAGAAGUUAUUCUGACAUAAGACAGGGAAUUUUUACUAGGAUUAAAUGUCAGGAAUUGUGAAAAACUGAGUUUAAAUGUAUUUGGCUAAGGUGUAUGUGAACUUCCGACUUCAACUGUAUUUGUACAUUAUGUCAAGCACUAUUUGAGGUUGAAGCAUUCGACAUAUACAGUAUAAUAAAAGUUGAUGUAGUGCUAGUUGCCAAAAUAUUUUGCUAUUGUUGUUAUGAUUGUUCAAUUUUCAAGAUGAAAUGGAAAAAUAUUAGAAAAUAAGUAAUCUGUUGUGCACACAAAUUGAACAGAGAAGUUUCAUUGAAAUGCUUUCAUAAUUGUAAUCAUGGAUCGAAGAGCAGACACUUCUCCAAGGAUCAGAACUAAUACUGUCUUUCUAUCUCAUUAAUACAACGCUGCUAGGAAUCGAGAUAUCAGGCACAGGUACGUUUUCAAUACCGUAUUCAGUCAGACUCAGAACAUAAUGUAUUUUCCUCAAAACUGUUUUUUAUGACACUGCUGCAUGAAGAGAGCGGUGCUUCAGUUGCAAACUGCCAGCCUCCCUUUCAUGGAUGAAAGAAGAUGCUCUCAUUUGGUUACAGAAUACAGGAUAAGAAGCGAGGAGAGUCAGUCAAUAUGGAAGUAUAUUGACCUGGAUUUAAAAGUAGCAGGGAUCAGAAAUGGGGCUAUCUUUGGAGAGAAAUACAAACGAGGCGAGGUCUUUAAAGGGUGCCUCUUAUCAUAGACAAGCCCCAGCCUUUCAUGUGUGUUUAGAUGGUUGAGCGCCCCGCUGAAGGCCAGUGUAACACUGUUGUGUUGGGAUAGGCUUCUCAUUCUCUCUCCCCCGAACGAACAGGCUCUCAUCUCUCCCAGAGAUAUGAUUCAUCGUUUCAAGCAGCUGUCAUGUUCGCAAUUGAUUCUUUCUCAAUCAAAGCCUGUAAAAAAAAUCACUGAACUAGCUGUGCUUUUUUUCUUCACUGCUUCUAUGGGAUGGCACAUUCAGCUAAAGCCUGAGAUGAGUAAUGUUCCUCUCCGAAUCAGCAUCUAUAAUCAUAGCUUAAUAUUUACAGGCUCACAUUACACAGGCACUUAGGUUGCCUCCAUCAUUUUGUCAUUAUUUCAGUCCCCUUUCAGUUGCAGUGAAUCAACUGUAAAGGUGAUACAGCUGUCAGAAUUAGCGCUGUAAGGAUUUUAAUAAUAACUUCUGAUGAAAAGAUUGAGUCUGUCUGUGGUUGGCAGAUGUUUGUUUCACGUCAGCAAGAUGUUAAUGUCUGAGCUGAUGACGUGGUUCCUCUUGAGCAACCAUUUAAUAUGAAAGACUGUCGGAGGCAACUGAACUGGUGUUUAGUGAUAAAAGCCAGCUCUUUGAAGAUUGCUCAGUACUGUAUAUGUGUACGUCAUACAAACAGUACAUUGUUCAUGUUUUUGGUACUGUAGACCUAAGUGACUGGGUAAUGUUUUGCUCACAAGUCUUUUCCUUUCAGCACCAGCCCAGCCCAUAAGUACUACUUGGCCAUGGACCCAGUAAGGGAGAUCCUUUACCUGUCUGACACCAGCAGCAGGAGGGUCUACAGACUCAGGACCCUCACGGAGCCAAAGGACCUGGCCAAGAACAUGGAGGUGGUGGCAGGGACUGGGGACCAGUGCACCCCCUUCGACCAGGGCCACUGUGGAGAUGGGGGCAAAGCCACUGAGGCCUCCCUCAACAACCCCAGAGGUACAGCAUCAUCAUUACCUUAA
Coregonus sp. 'balchen' is the source of this 76317-nucleotide messenger RNA. The record is from the annotation of a GenBank genome assembly. Lineage: Eukaryota; Metazoa; Chordata; Actinopteri; Salmoniformes; Salmonidae.